CCUUCCUCUUCCAUCAUCUAGGGAUCCCCCUCUGCCAGGGAGCUGCGCUGCUCCAAUUAAGAAAGAGAGGCGGGCUGGCAGCUUUUGUCCUUCGCUGGCGAAGGGAGCGCGAAGGGAGCGCCAGCCAGGGCGGUGUCAGGCGGACACCCCCCACCCCAAUCCACCCUCCCAGGAGCUAUAUUGUCUGUGUAUUUAUAGAAGGGCUCUUUUUGGACCCAGAGGGAGGAGGAGAGAGGUGCAGUUAUCCAGGAACCAGGCGCUGAGGCAGGUGCGUCUUAGUCUCUCCUUCCAAAAAGGACGAAGAGAGAUGGAGCAGCUAGCCUUUCCUUCUCCUCCUCCGGGUAAGUGCGCGCCUCUAUCUCUCUCUCCCCGCCCGGUGGCAGUUGCGCCCUCCCUGCAGGGAUGGGGAAGCCUCGGUGUGGCCGCCUGGACGUCUCAGAAAAGUCCAAUAGUUCCGGCUUAGCAAACCGGGGAGGUCUGCCGCGGCUUCCUCCAGCUCAGGCGGCGUGUUUCAGGUGGUGGUGUGUGUGCGUCUUUGCUUGAAGACGUCCAGGACUGGGUCUCCUGCGCGCAAAAGUGUCGUGGCUCGAGGGUCCGUUUCCUAAGGUUGUAGUCCUCAUGGGGUCCCAAGAUAAGGCGGUUUAAGGAGGGGAUGGACACCUCGCCCUUUUUGGAGAUCUCCAGGGCUGAAUACUACUGCUACUUCUACUUCUACUAAUAAUAAUAAUAAACAUUAAACCUUAAGAAGCUUUCUUAUACAGCGCUGACUUCAGAUAUCUUCUUGUCUCCUUGACAUCUGGGGUUAUAUAGUUACUCAUCUCCUUGAACCCUGGAGCGCAAAGGUCUCCCUCCCUCAGGAUGUUGCGUGCUCUCCUUUCUUGAAGGUUUCUAAGCUGAGGUUGGCUGGCCAUCUGUCACUGAGGCUUCAGUCGAGAUUCCUGCAUUGCAGGGGGCUGGACUAGAGGACCCUUGGGCUUCCCUUCCAACUCCAUCAUUCUGUGAUUCUAUGAGCCUUCUGUGUGCAUCAUGUGUGCUCUGCCACUGAGCUGCAGUUCAUUUCCCGAGCACAGGGGGGGAAAGGCGCUAGUCCUCAUGAAUUUGAAUACAAGGCUGAUUUAAGGAGGGGGCGGGUUGCUGUUUGAAGAUCCCCAGGGCUUGUGCAUGCAAUGUGUGUUCUCUGCCACAGGAGAUAUGGUGUGGUGUGUGUAUCCAAAUCACAAAUCAGAGGGUCUGGUCCUCAUCGAUCUGAAUAUAACGGUACAUUUAAGGAGGAAAUGGGGCUGUGGCUCAGUGGGUAGAGCCCCUGCUUUGCUUGAAGAAGGCCUCAGGUUCAGUCCCCAGUGGCAGCACUGGAGAAAACCUGCAUCUGAAACCCAGCCAGCCAGUGACGACAAUAACCGAGACAGACCUGAUAUUUUUCCAGCUUCCUGUGUUCCUGCCAUAUUUGUUUUGGAGGAAGGGCCCAUGGCUCAGUGGCCUUGGAAUUGGAAGCUCCCAAGGAAUGUAAGACACAGGCUUGGCCCAAGUCAGACGCAUUGGCCUAGCUCCAUGUGGCUGGCACUGACCGGCAGCAGCUCUCCAGGGUUUCACGGGGGAAAGCUCUUUCCUGCCUGGAGAGGUGCCACUGGAGAGCAAACCGAUGAUCUUCUGCAUGCAGAGCAGGUGUCCUGCCACUCAGGCAGGUGGUUCCCUGGAAGGCUUGGGCAAAUGCCUGGGGAAAUAUUGUCACCUCUGCCCCAAAGCCCACCCCAACCCCCCUCUCCUUGCCUAUGUUCAUUAAACACAGGCACCUCAGAUCUCCAGGCCAUGUCUGUCUCUGCACCAAAUUGCUGAUAUGAAUGUGAGAAGCUGCUUUGGGGGCUUGUGAAGUAGGGUGAGAGAGACAGGUCAGGAUGCAGUGCGAAGGAGGAAAAAUUGCUGGGGGAGUUAGAAUUGAAGGGGGCUGGACGGCUGCGCCUCUUGCCAUUGGACCACUCCCCAGGCCUCCUUUGGUUCAGGAACGUCUGCCAGGUCACACCCCCUUUUAAAGGCAGUUGUGGGGGGGCUGGCCCUGCUGCCUGCGAUCUGCCUGCCUCUCCCCCACCUCCCCAAGCUGAAUUUUACGCAGCUGUCAAUCUGCUUUGGCUCUGCCCUGGACAGAGUUCAGUUGGUUAGAGUGUGGUGCUCACAACGCCAAGGUUGCAGGUUCGAUCCCUGCAUGGGACAGCUGCAAAUUCCUGCACUGUAGCAGGUUGGACUAGAUGACCCUCAGGGUCCCUUCCAACUCUGCAGUGGACCUUCGAGGCCUGGUUCUGUUAGCAUGCGUCUGUCCUUGGACACGUUUUGCCUUACCAGGAUAAGUUCACAUGCAUUAGAAAUGCCUUUACUAUUGCAAGAUCUUCCUUCUUGCUCUGUAAGGUUAAAGGGUUAGGAGCUUAGAUUCAGAAGUUGGUCCAUUUUAGCUCUGUUGGGGUAUCCAAUCACUGCUGUACCAAGUCUUGAUUUUCUUCAUCUAAUAAUUACUUGUCCCCCAAUACAUCUGAGGAGUUCUCUGUCUCUUUUUCCUGUCUGUUUUUCACGGCACCAUGUGUAAGAUUAUCGAAGCCCUCUCUUGUUUAGUCAGUACAGCACCUAAUUAUUUUUUUAAAAAAGGAAGCAACAACAGAUAUUUAAGUUGGAAAACUGCUCUGCGGAGAGGCAAGGCUGCUUCUUGAUGUCAUUGACACCCUGGGGGUGCAAGGCUGCCCCAUGGCGUCGCAGGCAACCAUUCUUGGGCCUCCUAGGUAGCCCCACCCUGACUCACACAGGCAGAAAGAGCUCUCUGCAGAGAGCCCAAGGUCGAGUGAGCGGCUCUUGCUUCUUGUAAAUUUCUAUCUAAACACUUCCCCAAAACACAAGAGUGGGUUGUGCAAGAUAGAUGUUGCACCAGCCGCCCUUAGUGGCAGGAGUUUGGGUGGUCACAUUUGGGCAGGGUAUAAACAAUAAAAUCAUUAUAAAUUAUUAUUAUUUCCAUGUCACAUACAUACCCUGCAAAGGCAAAUGGAAAUCGUCUUCCAUGACGUCUUCAGAACCAUCAAAAGCAUUUUAUCGCUUUCUCCCAAAAGCUGUCAGACAUCAGUGUGAGUUUUACAGCCCCCUAAACUGAUAGGAUUAAGGGGGGGGGGGUCACUCCAAAAUGAUUGUUUUUAAAGAGAACGUUGAUAUCAGUUUCUCUCUCAGUUUCUCAUUUCCCCCCAGUCUUGCUUCUCCUCAUUUUCACAUCACUUCGGAACUCACUAUUAUUAUUUAAAAAGUCCCCGUGAAAAUUCACCAGCCUUUUAGUGUGAAUUUCUCUGUGUAGACAAAAGCAUCUUUUCUGAACACAUUACCUGGCUGGAGAACGGUGUUGCAAAAUUCAGAGUAGUGCAAAUUCCCAAGCCGUCAAUGUAAGAUUUGGGGCUGUCUUCCACUGAAUUGCAAUUACUAUGUGAGCUGCCAAGAUCAUAUAUAAGACCAUCUAUUUUGACAAUAUAUAUACAUCGGCAAUGCUAAAGUAUUCUGGUGAUACGCCAUUUAAAGGGAUGGACUGGUAUCUGAAUGCAUCGGGGAUGGCUAAGUUUCUCUGUAGUCCUCGUGAAACAUAGGAAAAUAGGAAUAGAUUUAGGCUGAAUCAGACCAUUUUUUGAUACAUGGACAAACCCACCCAGCCAAACCUACCUAAGGAGAUGGAAGCUGGGAUGUUCUGCAUGCACCAUCAUAACAUACGUCAACGUUUCCCUUUUUUUAAGGGAAAUUCCCUUAUUCAGAAUAGGAUUCCUCGCAAGAAAAGGGAAAAGUUGACAGCUAUACAUGAGAAUCAUUAUUGAUUGUUAAAUUUGUAUGCUGCCCUUCAUCUGUAGGGCAGUUCAUAGAUCGCAGCAGCUCUGUUGUUGAGUUGUUGUUGUUGUUUAGUCGCUUAGUCGUGUCUGCCUCUUCGUGACCCCCUGGACCAGAGCACGCCAGGCCCUCCUGUCUUCCACUGCCUCCCGCAGUUUGGUCAAACUCAUAUUAGCAGCUUCGAGAACACUGUCCCACCAUCUUGUCCUCUGUCGUCCCCUUCUCCUUGUGCCCUCCAUCUUUCCCAACAUCAGGGUCUUUUCCAGGGAGUCUUCUCUUCUCAUGAGGUGGCCAAAGUAUUGGAGCCUCAGCUUCAGGAUCUCUCCUUCCAGUGAGCACUCAGGGCUGAUUUCCUUCCGAAUGGAUCGGUUUGAUCUUCUUGCAGUCCAUGGGACUCUCAAGAGUCUCCUCCAGCACCAUAAUUCAAAAGCAUCCAUUCUUUGGCGAUCAGCCUUCUUUAUGGUCCAGCUCUCACUUCCAUACAUCACUACUGGGAAAACUAUAGCUUUAACUAGACGGACCUUGGUUGGCAAGGUGAUGUCUCCCUGAAGAUAAAGUUCCAGUCCUCAUUAUUCCCAAACAGGGCUUGUUUAAACAGGAGCGUUUCCCUACCCCGAGUCAGAUUGUGGGUCUAUCUGUUGUUACCCUGACAGGUAGCUGUGGAUUUCUAGGGCUACAGGCAAGGGGCAUAGUACUCAUAGCUCAGUCGGUAGAGCUCAAAACCCUUAAUUUCAGGGCUGUGGGUUCAAGCACGGGGUAUGAGUAGGGGUGAAAAUUCAGUAGGGGUGAAAAUUAGGGAGAUGCUAUAUACUCCAGCAAUUAGUUUCUAACCAGGGUCAUCUCAACGCUCUUGGAAACAAUGGAUAGCUGGCUCGGUAGAGCAUGAGAUUCUUAUUCUCUCUUUUUUAAAAAUUGUCUUUCUCAUUCUCUCAUUUUACGUACAUUUUAACAAAGAAAAGCAAAUGUAUAUGAAAACAAUCUGCAUUUAUUUCAGCUUCCCUCCCCUCCUUUCUGCCAUUACAUAUUUUAUAUAUUUCCUCCACUGCAUAUCAAAUUUAUAUCCAAAUACUAAUAUCUCAUUAUUAUUCUUUUUUAUUUAUCUCUAGCUGCGCCAGUUUAUGGCACCCCUGCUAACUUUUUAAGUUGUUUAGAGUUGUAUCUUCAAAUAGUCAAUAUAUUUUCUCCACUCAGUCAUAAAAAAAUGUCUCUUAUUCUUAUUUCUUAUUCUUCUGGUAAGUUUUGCUAUUCCUGCAAAAUCCAUCAAUUUUAAUUGCCAAUCCUCUUUUGCUGGAGCUGUUUCUUCUUUCCACCUUUCCUAUUCUCAAGGUCAUUGGUUCGAAUCCCACGCAGGGUGAAAGAUUUCUGCAUUGCAGGGGGUUGGUCUAAAUGACCCUCGGGGUCCCUUCCAACUUUACAAAUCCAUGAUUCUAUGGAAGUUAGACUUGGGAGUCCAUCUAUAUUUUCCCACCAGUCAAUUUUACUAAAGUUUGAAAGAAAACAUACAAAGGCUUGUAACAAAUAUCCAUUUUUUAAGAAAUCCAACUUAAAACACUGAUCAAACCAAAAGAGGAACAGGGAAGGGGGAAAGAAGAAGAAAGAGAAAAUAAAAAGAUAAUGAACUUCCGAUUCUUUGUCUGUCUGCUAUGUAUAGAAAAGUAUUCAAACCAUCCGCUCCAACAAUUCCACUUUCUAUAAACCAAUAUUUUCUUCAGUCCACAAGCCCAGGCACCGUAAGUUCCUUUUCCUUUCCACGCAAGAAGUCUAUAAGGAGUUCCCAAUCUUUAGUAAACAUUUGACAGUGAUUUUACGGCAUAGCAAAGCUUUUAAAGGUGUGAUAUGUUAUGAUGUUUUUAUAAAUGUUGGAAGCGGCCCAGAGUGGCUGAAGCAAACCAGGCAGAUGGGUGGGGUACAAAUAAUAAAAUUAUUACUCUGAUUAAACAUGCCAGCCUUGCCAUCUCAGCUAAGUCCGAUAAUUUUAGCAAUCAUCUUGACAUCUGCAGUUCUGUGGCCUUCUGCAAGCUUGAGAGCCAGAGGUCCUACGUUGGGCAAAUCAGUGUUCUCUGGGAGGGUUGUUGCCCCCUGCCACUGGCCCUGAUCCUGGCGACGUCACUGCCAAAAGAUGGCAUUUUGGCACACGUUCUCGCUCUCCAGAGGGUCGAUUCCAAAAGAUCCCACCUGAGAAACGUCUUUGCCCCUGUGGAGAUGGUAGCACUGAAACAGCGGCACACGUCCUCCAGUCCUGUACUCUCUACAAAGACCUGAGGAACGAGAUCAUCGCCCCACUCGUACUAACCAUCCCAGGGCGCUUAGCCACUGCCACAAUGUCCUUUCUUCUAUCAGGUCAAAAUGAGCAGAUAACAGCAAAGGUUGCUAGGUUCAUAGCAGGGGCAAUCAGAAUCAGGACCACGGACAGACGGCUGAUUCAGGACUUUAAACUGUGCUCUUAUACCAAAUUUCCUUUUCUGCAUAUACUGUAAUGUUUUACUGCUGCUAUGGCCAUUGGCUACUGCAAAUAAAGUUUUAUCUUAUCUUGCUUAAUCAAAUCAUGAUUGGCAAGUCAAGAACAAAUCCCUCUCUCCCUCUCCAUCUAAGGAGAGAGGGAGCGUCACCUGCCAGCCCUCUACUCUCUGCGGGGGCCCAGACUCCCACCACCGCAUUUCCGAAGCGUGCCAGCGCUUGCAGGUCUGGCAAGAAGGAAUUUUGCCUUGUGGCUCUCCUCCACCACCUCCCUGCCCCCCUUCCAUUUCACACAAACACAUACUAAUCGGGUCACAUUUAUUUAUUUUGGAGAAACGUCUUUGUCGUCCGGCCUCACCAAAGGACACGGGAACCCUAUACCCAAACGCAUGCAGCAAUUGAGCAAGUCGAGAGAAACGUGAUAGUCCUGAGUUGAGCAGGAUUCUUCUGCGGGGGGAGUAGGAAUUCAAGGCUUGCGGGUGGCAACACGCCUCUUGCAAACAGCAGAUUUGGAGGGUAAGGCCCUGGGGCGCUCGCUGCCACUUGCUUUUGUCGUCUCUUCGCUCAGGACACGGCUGGGGUCUUUUAGCAGCGAAACGUGAGGUUGCCGAGGUCCAGAUUUGCAGGGAAGCUUCUGGGCUGCAGCUCAGCAUGCUCACUUUGCAUGCAGAAAGCCGAGGGCUUGGUUCCCAGUGCCUCCAGUUUGUGCUGGGAGUGGCCUCUGAGUCUGAAAGUGCGGAUGCUCCUGAGCUAGGAGGGCCAGGAAGUCUGGCUGUGGCCUAGGCCCAUUUCCUGCAUUCCCAUAUAUACCGUAUUUUUCGCUCUAUAAGACGCACCAGAUCACAAGACGCGCCUCGUUUUGGGAGGAGGAAAACAAGAAAAAAAAAUAUUCUGAAUCUCAGAAGCCAGAACAGCAAGAGGGAUCGCUGCGAAAGCAGCAAUCCCUCUUGCUGUUCUGGCUUCUGGGAUAGCUGCGCAGCCUGCAUUCGCUCCAUAAGACGCACACACAUUCCCCCUUACUUUUUAGGAGGGAAAAAGGGAGUCUUAUAGAGCAAAAAAUACAGUAUUUGGAACGAGGAGGACUAGAAACUUACUCUAGUUUUUUAGGGGAAGGUCAAUAGCUCAGUGACGGAGCACCUGCUUUGCACAUUUGUUGGGCAUCAUCUCCAGCCUGGGACUAGAAAGGACUCCCUUGCCUAAAAACCUGCAGAGAAUCGUAGACUUGGAAGGGACCAUGAGGCCAUCUAGUCCAACCCCCGGCAAUGCAGGUAUCUUUUGACCCAAUGUGGGGCUGGAACCCAUAACCUUGAGUUUAAGAGCCUCACGAUCCAUGGCCUGAGCUAUCCAGCUAGGCUUCCAACCACAGUUGAUGUAAACAGUGCCGAUCUGGGCAGACCAACAGUGACACACCCUGAGGCAGCUUCCUGUUUAACAAUGAGGACUAGAAUGUUGCUUUCUAAGGGAAGAGCUGUAGCCCUUGCCUGCUGCAACCCUGGAGAGAUGCUGUUAGUCAGAGUAGGCACUAUUGGGCUCGAUAGACCCAUUAGUCUGACUCAGUUAUAAGGUGGGAGUUCCUGGGAUGCUGACUUGAAAUGAUUCAAGGGCCUUUGGGGACGUGAACUCGGAAGAGCAUGCGACUCGUAAUCUCAGGGACAUGGGUUCGAGCGCCACAUUGGGGGGAGGGACUGGAUUGCAGGGAGUUGAACCAGAUGACCGUGGGGGUCUCUUCCAAUUCUAGACUUCUGUGUUUCUAUGAACUGUAAACUAUCCUGAUGGCCAAAACAGUUGUCACUCAGUAUGGAGCAGCAGCCUAUGGUCAUAAGAGACAGAAAGCACUUUGUACAUGCCUCGGAGCUUCCGUUCCAUGGCCAGCUUGAGAAAAAACCCCCAAAACCCCCAAAGCCCAGCGAAUGCUUGAAGAAGGAGAUUCAAACCUGGCGUUGAAUUGAAAAACAGCUACAGGUGAAACUCGAAAAAUUAAAAUAUCGUGGGAAAGUUCAGCAAUUCAACUUAAAAGGUGAAACUAAUAUAUGAGAUCGACUCAUGACAUGCAAAGCGAGAUGUGCUUCUACUUCUCAGAGGUCCAAUCUUGCUCGAUUUGCAAUCCUUGUUUUGCUGAUUUCCUUGAAUGUUCUAAUUUUCUGAGAUUGUUAAUUUGGGGUUUUCAUCAGCUGUACGCCGUGAUCAUCGCAAUGAUAACAAAUAAAGGCUUGACAUAUCUCGCUUUGCAUGUCACAAGUCGUAUCUCAAAUAUUAGUUUCACCUUUCAAGUCGAAUUAUGGAAAUCAAGGAACAUUUCCACGAUAUUCUUAUUUUUCGAGUUUCACCUGUACUUGCUGCCCUGCUGUAUUGAAAGCAUACAGGGUUUUUAAAAACAUAAUAAUAAUAAUAGAAAUGCAUUUGCAAAGAAAAACUUAACGCCGGCUGGGUGUGUUUUCCUAGGGUUGGUGCCCAACAAUACGUUCCUCAGAGGGGUUUAUUAAUAGCACGCUCCUUUGUUUUGGGAAUGAAUGGCUGGCAGAUGGUUUAGAUCAGAGCCACGCAGGAUUUGGCAGAAGCUCUGGAAAGCUGACGGGGACGGGAACUCCCAGCCGGGACCCACUCCUGGCAUUGGGGUGGGGGGGCCGGGCAGCAAUCUCCGCCUCCCCCCCCCCCCGAGAAAGGUGACCUUUGCUUGUGGGUUUAUCUGGUGGUGCCAGACGCGGUUGUGCUAAACUCACAAAGGCUAUUAUUGUUUAUUUGGAGCAUUUUUACCCUCUGCUUCUUUCAUCAAGAAAGGCUCCCAGAACGGCUCACAUGCAAUCAGUUAGAACAAGGCAGUCCCUGCCCGCACAGGCGUACAAUCUAAAACUGAUGCAACACGCAAGGAAAAUAGACAGGGAGGGAAGAGGAAAGCAUCAAACUUGGGCACCUUUCCCCCCGCCAAUAAUUUUUUAAUUCAUUUUCAAAUUUAUAACACGUCAAAACCAAAUUAAAAUUAAUUUAGUACAAUUAGUUCCAAACUGUUUUCUCACUCUCUCAGAUGUAUUCCGAUUUAUCCCUUUACAUGCUGCUUCCUUUACAGGUUUAUUGACAGUCUUAAAAUUUAAUUUUUUUUUUUUUAAAGCAAAUUCCUCGUCCUUCGGCUGUCCCUUUACGAACUCCUGUAAAUAGACAAAACAAAAUUAUAUCAAAUAACAGAAAUUGAGGUUACAGUAAUUUAAAUCUUUCAUUCUUCUUUCCAACUUUCGUGCAGUUUCAGUUUCUUUCAGUCUCUGUCUGCUCUUAACCUGUUGAGGUUUUUUUAACAUUCUUGACUCACUUACAUCCAUUAAUUUCAGUGGGCUUACUCUGCGUAAAAUGUAGCUGGCCACAAUCCGUGAUAACUUGUAACACAAACUCCCAAACUCAACCUGUCUUGCUAUCCUUAGCUGAUUCUAAUUGUUUUAAUUACAGGUUUUUUGUUACUAAUUUUGAGCAUUUCUUGCAAAUUGCUUUAAGCUUUAGUCGCAAUCAGGCAACAUGUAAAUCUGGUUAAAAUGAACAGGAAGGCCAGACUCCCACAUAACAACAGAGUUAGUUAUAAGAAAGAGAAAUUGAGGCUUGAGAGUGUAUUUGUUUAAAAUAUGAGUUGGGCAAAAUAAAUUUCCUUGUGAAAACAUUAAUUUCUUAGAAACAUUGUAGUCGUGUUUUGUUUUUAAAGGACAUUCACAACCCAAGGCUUUGGUCAGUCACAAGUGCAAACUUCAGCAUAAGUAUGCCUGGACUGGUCUGCUUAUUUAACUUACAUGCAGAAUUCAUCAUGCGAAAGGCUGGACUGGAUGAAUCCCAAGCCGGAAUUAAGAUUGCCAGAAGAAAUAUCAACAACCUCAGAUAUGCAGCUGACACAACCUUGAUGGCAGAAAAUGAGCAGGAAUUAAAGAACCUUUUAUUGAGGGUGAAAGAGGAGAGCGCAAAAUAUGGUCUGAAGCUCAACAUCAAAAAAACGAAGCUCAUGGCCACUGGUCCCAUCACCUCCUGGCAAAUAGAAGGGGAAGAAAUGGAGGCAGUGAGAGAUUUUACUUUCUUGGGCUCCAUGAUCACUGCAGAUGGUGACAGCAGUCACGAAAUUAAAAGACGCCUGCUUCUUGGGAGAAAAGUGAUGACAAACCUAGACAGCAUCUUAAAAAGCAGAGACAUCACCUUACCAACCAAGGUCCGUAUAGUUAAAGCUAUGGUUUUCCCAGUCGUGAUGUAUGGAAGUGAGAGCUGGACCAUAAAGAAGGCUGAUCGCCGAAGAAUGGAUGCUUUUGAAUUCUGGUGCUGGAGGAGACUCUUGAGAGUCCCAUGGACUGCAAGAAGAUCAAACCUCUCCAUUCUGAAGGAAAUCAGCCCUGAGUGCUCACUGGAAGGACAGAUCAUGAAGCUGAGGCUCUAAGACUUUGGCCACCUUAUGAGAAGAGAAGACUCCCUGGAAAAGACCCUGAUGUGGGGAAAGAUGGAGGGCAGAAGGAGAAGGGGACGACAGAGGACGAGAUGGUGGGACAGUGUUCUUGAAGCUACCAGCAUGAGUUUGACCAAACUGCGGGAGGCAGUGGAAGACAGGAGUGCCUGGCGUGCUCUGGUCCAGGGGAUCAUUAAGAGUCGGACAUGACUAAACAACUCAACAACAACAAACAACAACAAAAAUGCCAGAACUGGAAACCAAGUAUUGCUGAUGUAUCUAUGAAAACCUUUAUUAGAAUGGACUGGUUCACACCAGAUUUCUUUUUUCCCAUGUGAGUGCUCCAGGCUGUCACCACCACCAUGUUCAUAUGGACAAAAAAUGUGUAAAAAUAAGCAAUCAUACAGUCAGCAGCAUUCAACCUAAUGUGAUUUCCACCCCGCCCCCCCAACAGCUAUACAAUAAGGCUGUAACUUUGAUUGCUUUUAUACAUUGUUUGGCUUCAUAAGUAUGCACUCAGGAAUGAUCGUGAUAACUCAUGCAUCUAAAAAUGUAUUUUGUGAACCAGCCCUAAGAUUCUUUGCGGUAUAGAAGAAUGCAUUUAUGAAGACGUGGAAUAAAAAUCCAUCCCAAAGGAGGCUUCCAAACUGGGCGCCAGCUAGAGGUUUUGCGCUACAACUCCCAACAGUUCGGGGUUCAUUAUAAAGACAUGCUUUGCUAGUGUUGGUGGGAGUUAAUGGAUGACCCUUGGGGUCCCUUCCAACCUCUGUUUUUUAAAAAGGCCAUCUGUCAGGGAUUCUUUUGCCUCGAUUCCUGCAUUUGAGGGGGCUGGACUAGAUGACCCUGGGGGGUCCCGUCCAUCUCUGUGAUUCUAUAAACGCAGCCUGGAGUCAUAUGUCUGGCAGGCUCAACAGGAGGCUUUGGAUGGUGGUACCUCGGCAAACUAUUUUUACCAGGGCAUUGGCUGAGCCCUCUGGGAUCAGCUCCCCCAGCCCUUCAGCCCAGCAUCCUGUUCUGGGACGCAGCCAAUCAGCUGCUCCAACAGGAAGGCCAAAAAAUGACCAGCCUGUCACCUGUCCCAUUCCCCCCCCCCACCGCCUAUUUCAAGGUAUGCUGCCCCAUGAAACAAUCGGGUUUGGUGUCAGAGCACGUCGGCCAUAACUCACACAGCGUCAGUUAACUCUCUUUAUUCCAAGAAAUAAAACAGUUCCAGAGACCAGGCCUAGUGAGCGCAGCAAUUCUUCCUUGUAGAUCAGGGGUCAGCAACCUUUUUCAGCUGUGGGCUGGUCCACCGUCCCUCAGACCAUGUGGUGGGCCGGACUAUAUUUUGUUUCUAAUAAUAAUAAUAAUAAUAAUUUAUUAUUUAUACCCCGCCCAUCUGGCUGGGCUUCCCCAGCCACUCUGGGCGGCUUCCAAAAAAAUAUUAAAAUACUGUAAUACAUCGAACAUUAAAAGCUUCCCUAAACAGGGCUGCCUUCAGAUGUCUUCUAAAAGUCUGGUAGUUGUUCUCUUUGACAUCUGGCGGGAGGGUGUUCCACUGGGCGGGCGCCACCACCAAGAAGGCCCUCUGCCUGGUUCCCUGUAACUUGGCUUCUCGCAGGGAGGGAACCGCCAGAAGGCCCUCAGCACUGGACCUCAGCAUCCGGGCAGAACAAUGGGGGUGGAGACGCUCCUUCAGAUAUACAGGACCGAGGCCAUUUAGGGCCUUAAAGGUCAGCACCAACACUUUGAAUUAUGCUCGGAAAUGUACUGGGAGCCAAUGUAGGUCUUUCAAGACCGGUGUUAUAUGGUCUCGGUGUUAUAUGGUUUUUUUAUGAAUUUUUUUUACUCAUUUUAUAACACAAAUAAAUAAACACGAACAGAAAAGACAAACAAUACGAACAAAUUCUUGUCAUAUUCUUAUUUUUCUAAACAUUGUUAAGUGGGCUUCCCCAAGUCCCACCUAUCUGAUUUUCAUUUUACUUCAUCUUUAGCAGUUUACAUAUAUCAUAAUUUCUAACCAUCUUUUUUUUUUUUAAUCACAUUUAAAAUAACUUCACAUUUUAUCACUUACAAAUAAUACUAUUUUAAAAUACCCUAUCUUCUACUUCUAACACUACAGCCUAUAUCCACUUCCAAAGCUAUUCUAAUGUUUAAAUAUUAACAUAUUUUUUCAAAUAUUCCUUAAACUUCUUCCAGUCUUCUUCCACCGUCUCUUCUCUCUGGUCUCGGAGUCUCCUGGUCAGUUUGGCAAGUUCCAUAUAGUCCACGGACUAUAUUUUGGAGGGGGCGGAAUGAACGAAUUCCACAAAUAACCCAGAGAUGCAUUUUAAAUAAAAGGACACAUUCUACUCAUAUAAAAACACGCUGAUUCCCGGAUCGUCUGUGGGCCGGAUUUAGAAGGCGAUUGGGCCGGAGGUUGCCUACCCGUGUGGUAGAUCUUGCCCCAGUGAGGACUGGAGGUCCCUGCUUUCCCACAGCUCCUUAAUUUUCCUCCUUCCUAAGCAAUCUGAGACUUUGCCUCACAUCUGCCUUUGCUCCUCACACCUCUUCACACCUCUUCUGGUUCUGGGAGACCAUCAGGGAGGGGAGCUGGUCACAGCAGGAGGGGGAGACCCCCUGGCUUCUUCAGCAGCCUACCUCAUCUCUGUCUCUUGCCCCCCUCCACCUCUGAAUCUGGACUGCUCUCUACCACAGACUCUCCCUGCUCUCUAAACCCUGUUGCCUCUUCAGCUUCCGACACCUCCACCUCCCAGUCUUCUCCCUCUGACCGCUUAUUGUCAUCCCACCACCAGCCGCCUGGCUCAGAGCCUUCUUCCCCUGGGGGUUCCCUUGAAGAAGAAGAAGAGUUUGGAUUUGAUAUCCCUCUUUACCACUACCUGAAGGAGUCUCAAAGCGGCUAACAUUCUCCUUGCCCUUCCUCCCCCACAACAAACACUCUGUGAGGUGAGUGAGGCUGAGAGACUUCAGAGAAGUGUGACUAGCCCAAGGUCACCCAGCAGCUGCAGGUGGAGGAGCAGCUGCUGGGGAACCUUGGGGGUUCCCCAGCUGGUGCCUCCCACUGCUCUUCUGCAUCCAGCCAAUCCAUGACAACUGCCUGUCUCCACCUCUCCCAGGUCUUUCCCAAUCAAUCAGAGACUAUGCCUGCCUGCAGCCAACCUCUCCUCCGCCCUUUUCACGCCUCUCCUGGUUCUGGCGGACAAGAUGGGAAGGGAGUUUGUCACAGCAGACGGAGGAAACAUCCAUGACUCUUCACCAGGUGGACUCAUCUCUGCCUCUUGGCUUUCCUCCUCUCCUGUUUCGGCUUCUGCUGAUUAUUCUGGACUUCUCUCAUAAGGUCCAGUCGUGGUGUAGUGGUUAGUGUGUCAGUCUAGUACCUGGGAGAGACCAGGGUUCGAAUCCCCCCACUCUGCCCUCAAGGUGUGACCUUGAGCCCGCCGACAUCACAGGGCUGUUGUGAAGACAAAACAGUGCAGCGCCUCAAGAUGAGAAAUUAAACAUUUUUUAAAAAGUGGUAGAGUCCUCCCUCCUGGUUCAGGACUCUACCACCUCCUUUGAGCACAAGGCCAGGCCAGGCAGACUCUGGCUUCCCGUUGCGUCUUGCGGGGUGUCUUUUCUCUGUCUGGCCUGGCCAUUCCCGGAAGGGAGAAUCAAGGACCCCAUGUGGAAUUAAUUCCUUCUUAGUCAGCCACACUCUGGCGAAGCUCAUCCUGUUCUGAGUUCCUAUUUAAAGAACAUUUGACCUUUCUAUGCAUACCCUGGGAAGGAGGGUUGUGGAGGGAAGGCUGUCCCAAAGUGUUGCAGCGCACAGCAGAUUGCGAUGUGUGUGUGUCUUGAAAAACAAGUAUUUCCUCCUGGGGGCAGGUGGUGUCAGUCGGGGAAAGUCUGAUCAUUAUUAAACUGUUUUGUUUCUUGUUCUUCUUGGUUGUUGUUGUUUUGGCCAAUUAUAUUUUUAUUGCUUUUUCAAAAAAUUUACCACACUGACAGCAAAUUAAUUCAAAUUUAAUACAAAUUUAACAGCUGACUCCCUGCCUCAUUGCUUCCCCAACCCACCCUUAUUUUCUGCCCAAUAUUACAUGCAUUUCCAAAUUGCAUUUUAAAAAACGUAUUUUAGCAUUUUAUCCUCUCCCCCCCCCCCCAUUGUUAAAUCUUUUACAUGCCCUUUGAGAGCAGGUCUCAGGGAGGGUUGCAAGCAUUUAAAAAUUCAGAAUUUUAAAUGCUCCUGUUUGGGUCCUGUAAUCUGAUCGUCUGGGAUGUUCCUGACCUGGCAACCCCUGACAAACUCUGCAAGUGUCCCUAUUUUCCAGGAACAGCCCCAGAUUCUCAGAAGCCGUCCCAGUUUCUGAUUUGAUCCUGGAACGUCCUGCUUUUCCUUAAGAUGUCCCUGUUUUCCUCGGAGAAAUGUCUGGAGAUAUCUGACCUCUGAGCCAAAGAGAUACGUAACUAGACAACCUUUAGAAGAUAUCUGAAGACAGCCCUGUUUCAUGUUUGAUUGUGUUUUUAUGUAUGUUGGAAGAGACCCAGAGUAGCUGGGCAAACCAAGUCAGAUGGGCAGGGUAUACAGUGGUACCUCGGGUUACAUACGCUUCAGGUUACAGACUCCGCUAACCCAGAAAUAGUACCUCGGGUUAAGAACUUUGCUUCAGGAUGAGAACAGAAAUCGUGCUCCAGUGGCGCGGCAGCAGCAGGAGGCCCCAUUAGCUAAAGUGGUGCUUCAGGUUAAGAACAGUUUCAGGUUAAGAACGGACCUCCGGAAUGAAUUAAGUUCUUAACCUGAGAUACCACUGUAAAUAAAACUACUACUUCUUCUUCUUCUUCUUCUUCUUCUUCUUCUUCUUCUUCUUCUUCUUCCUGUUACUAUUAUCAUUAUUAUAUUGAAUAAAGGUAAAGGUAAAGGUAAAGGGAUCCCUGACCGUUAGGUCCAUAGCUGUCAACUUACAGAUUUGAAAAUAAGGGACCAGCAGCCUUGAAAAUAAGGGACCAGCAGCCAAAAUAAGGGACCUGCAGCCUUGAAAAUAAGGGACCAGCAGCCUUGAAAAUAAGGGACCAGCAGCCAAAAUAAGGGACCUGCAGCCUCACCUGUUCCAGGCACUCCAGUCUUCCUGUCCUCCUGCAGUCUGGUCAAACUCAUGCUGGUAGCUUUGAGAACACUGUCCAACCAACUUUGUAACCAGAGGUUCAACUGAAUAGAAUCUGAAUCACUUGCACCACAAGGCCUAUGCAGCCUCAACUUAAGAUGGCUCCCCGGCCUGGCUUUGCACUGCAAAGUUUGCAACAGCACGUGCAACAAAAUGGCGUCCAGCAUUCAAAAACCCCCUCAUCUUGCAUUAACUAGCCACACACAAGGCAUGCAAGCUCCACCCCCCAGUCGUUCUUAGACUUCUUAUUGGAUGAGCAACACAGCCAAGCAACACAGUUGGAGCCUCCCUCCUCCCUGGCCGGCAGGGAGGAAGGGAGAGGAGCUGCUUCCUUUGAAAUUUAAGGGACAUCAUUUAAGGGACAUUUAAGGGACAUCCAUCAAUAAGGGACAGCAGCGGGACAUGGCGCUGGAAUAAGGGACUGUCCCUUCAAAUAAGGGACACUUGACAGCUAUGGUUAGGUCCGGUUGUGACCGACUCUGGGGUUGCGACGCUCAUCUCGCUUUAUUGGCCGAGGGAGCCGGCGUACGGCUUCCAGAUCAUGUGGCCAACAUGACUAAGCCGCUUCUGGCAAAACCAGAGCAGCGCACGGAAACGCCAUUUACCUUCUUGCUGGAGCGGUACCUAUUUAUCUACUUGCACUUUGACGUGCUUUCGAACUGCUAGGAAGGUCAAAGGUAAUUAUGGGGUUGCAGUGCUCAUCUCGCUUUCAGGCCAAGGGAGCCGGUGUUUGUCCACAGGCAGCUUUCCGGGUCAUGUGGCCAGCAGGACUAAAACACUUCUGGGGCAACGGGACACCGUGACGAGUGCCAGAAUGCACAGAAAUGCCAGUUACCUUCCCGCCGGAGUGGUACCUAUUUAUCUACUUGCACUUUGACUUGCUUUCGAACUGCUAUGUUGGCAGGAGCUGGGACAGAGCAACGGGAGCUCACCCCAUCACAGGGAUUCGAACCGCUAACCUUAUGAUCUGCAAGCCCAAGAGGCUCCAUGGUUUAGACCACGGUGCCACCCACGUGCCGGGUGUGCCCUAACACUAGAACUGCUGGGCAUCCAGCAAAUCUGAAUGUUGGCCCAGGAUUGUGGAGCAACAGUCUUGGGUGUUGCAAGGAGGCCCCUGUUUUCCUCCGAUUAAAUUCAGGCUCUGAGUCUCCAGGACACCUGUCCCCUCUCCCCUUAAUCACCUUCCAUUGCCCAGGGAGCAGGCGUAAAUUCUCUCAGAGAGACAGAUACAUUUAUUGGCCUUCCCAGAGAGAGCAAAAGAUUUAAGGCACCUCCUUUUGUGUUGGCAUCAAUAUAACCUAUUAGGGGGAACGACUCCUUAAGUGCUGAUGAAUGAAAUAUUUACCUAGCCACAGAGCAGGGAGGGCUAUGGUUUUCCCAGUAGUAUGUAUGGAAGUGAGAGCUGGACCAUAAAGAAGGCUGAUCGCCAAAGAAUGGAUGCUUUUGAAUUCUGGUGCUGGAGGAGACUCUUGAGAGUCCCAUGGACUGCAAGAAGAACAAACCUCUCCAUUCUGAAGGAAAUCAGCCCUGAGUGCUCACUGGAAGGACAGAUCCUGAAGCUGAGGCUCCAAUACUUUGGCCACUUCCUGAGAAGAGAAGACUCCCUGGAAAAGCCCCUGAUGUUGGGAAAGAUGGAGGGCACAAGGAGAAGGGGACAACAGAGGACAAGAUGGUCGGACAGUGUUCUCAAAGCGACUAACAUGAGUUUGACCAAACUGUGGGAGGCAGUGGAAGACAGGAAUGCCUGGCGUGCUUUGGUCCAUGGGGUCACGAAGAGUCGGACACGACUAAACGACUAAACAACAACAACAGAGCAGAGAGGGAACCGGCUGAGGUUGGGGUGACCUGGUUUCCGGAGUGUGUGUGGGCCAUGGGCCAAAGCAGCCCCACCAGAAAGGCCUCGCUGACCCCUUUUCCAUGCUCUUGGUAUAUAAAGCCAUAGAAUCAUUGAUUUGGGAGACACCCAAGAAUCAUCUAGUCUAACGCCCCGCCAUGCAGGAAUCUUUUGCCCAGCAAAUUGAGCAACACCUGCAAUUUCUGUGGCUGAAACUUUGACCGCACCCACAACUUCCAUUUCAAGUGCUAUGGCGUUGCUUGAAGCAGACGUGGCUCCCCUACCCCACCAGAAUCCUGGGAGUUAUAGUUUGCUGAGGGUGCUGAGAGUUGUUAGGAGGCCGUAAGAACAUGAGAAAGCCUGCUGGGUCACUUUCCAACUCGCAUUGGAAGGAGAAAGCACACAGGGGAAAGUGCCCCCCCCAUCUCUCAUAUCACCAGAAUUCGUGGGCCUGCAGUGAAGCUGAAAGUUGGAAAAUUCAGGACAGGUAAAACCAGGGGCAGAUCCGCUAUGAAAAGAAUGGAACUUAAGCUUCAGGGCUCCUAAUCUACCUUAGUCCACAUUGCUUAAAAAUUGUGCUUUAAAAACUGCAUCCCUGGUUCCCCCUGAUUUUAAUCCACCCCCCAUAACUCGGAAAAUAUAAGGUGUAAGAAUUUUUUCAUUAACACCAGUGACUUUAACAUGUGAGAUAACCCAGUGCAGCAAUUUAAAUCAAAAUCUGAAAUGAUGUAUUGAAUUGAAUUGAAUUGAAUUGAAUUGAAUUGAAUUGAAUUUUAUUAUUACGGUCACAGACCAGUUCCAGCUCACUUACAAUAUCAGGAAAAUCAUAAAACAGGAAUACACUGAAUUGCAAUUGGGUAUAACAGAGACAAUUCAGAUAUAGCGGCAGUUAAAAAUAUAUAUUAAAUAUUGAACAUUAAAAUAUAACCUAAAAUUGUCAUUUAAAACAUUAGUCAUUUUGGUAGUACAGCUUGUUCCCUAAGUUUUAUGGCAGUCGCACUUCCGGGGUGGCGCCAUCGGCAAUGGCGGAUUCCCUCUGAACUGGAGGGACCAGCUCCACGGGGAUCGGGUCCUUUCCGCUACGGCGAAGCGGGGACCCAUUCAAAAAUCACAGGCGGAUGAAGCCUGUGACCAUGGGACUUGGCAGGCACCCAUAGCGCCCCCCCAACCCGCAAAGGAACCCACUAACGGGCUCCGAAGCGAAGAGGGGGAAGUGGCGCGGUGCUGAGAGUCAACUGCUUCUUCCGUGGAGCGAAGCUGCACAGCCGUUGCCGGAGAGCGCUGCCUUUUUCCUGGGACAAUCUGGCUUCUAAAAUAAUCACCCGUGAGUACCUAAACUUGGAUAAUUGGACUCUAAAUAAGGACUUGUGAGCUGAAAGGAAAAUUGAACUUAAAAGUCUACCUUAAUUUGGCGCUGAAACGGGAAGGUCUAAACAGGAAGUCAGCCUUCCGUUUCUUUGUAGAUAGAUUAAAGCAAAGACAUGGCAAACUAGAGCUCAGAAAAUCGUCUGUAAAAGAUUAACUUUCAUCAUCUAAGAUUGUUGAACCCCCUUCGGAAGCAGGAGAAGAGGGGGGAUUUUUUUGGACUGUUUAAACCUGCAGAAGUGAGGGUAAAGUAAAGUAACUUUCCACCGUCCUGAUCCUGGAGCGGGGUGUUAGGACUGACGUUUUUUGAAGCUCAUUGACCAGAGACAACGUUUUUGACAGAUAGCUAUAAGAAGAGAAACUUUGACUCCAUUGUUCCCCUUCGCUUCUUAAAGGAACAAAUAUUGACAAAAUAUCUGAAAAAGGAAACUUUUGUUGCUAGACUUGUCUUUAAAAGAAAGAACAAAUAGAAGUUUUCCCCCUAAAGGGAGACUGUGAAACUGUAACCAACUCUGGGGAGCUGGCAGCUGUUACAGAUUACAAUCGUGGGAACAGACAUCUGACCUUGCAGGACAAUGUAUUCAGAAGCUCUGUUGUGUGCUUUCUAUAAAACAAAUGCCCUACUGGAACAGCUACAUGAGAAGACGAAUUUAAUGGCUGAUUCGAUUAGAAAUUUUGAGCAGGCAGUGGGAAACUUUGAACAGGCAGUGGGAAACUAUGUGGAGCCCACCCAGGAAUUAAAUCAGGAGUGUGCCCUGACAGAACAGGCCCAACAGGAACAUGAGCUUUCGGAUUUGACAAAUGAACUUGGAAAAAGCCAGAUUUGGAAAGAAAAAGUUUGGUUUGGUUUGGAAAUGGGGGGUUGGAUAGACCCCCCUAUGCAGGGAUAUUUGGACUUUUCAAGUCUGGCAAUGGGCCGUGAGAUGUCUGGGAUUGUGGGGGCUCCUAAUUUUGGAGGAAUUUUGAAACAUGUUCUUAAAUAUCACAUGGAAUUUAGUGUGGAUUAUGGAAAAGGGGCUGAUCUGUCGAGAAGGGUCAAAAAUAUUGUUAAGCUGGAGUUCCUACGAGUGAAACGAGCAGGAGACAAGGGAAAAUACAGUUACAAAUAUGAAGAGGAGCUGCGGAAGGGACAUGGAAGAGACUUAAGGGCCUCGGCUAUAAGGUUACCAGGCUAAUGCGCUAGAUCGAUGGGAUAAUAAGGACUGACAAACCCGGGACCAGGAGGAAGGGACGCUGGAUGAAGAUUGGAUUUUUUUUUUCUACUACUAGGAUUGUUUUUUAAAAUUGAUGAAUGUUAGAAAAAUGUUGGAAUGAAAUUACUUGGCUUUAGUAAAAAUGUUUAAAGAAUUAUGUAAGAAUAUUAUGGUUAUGAGAAGUUGGUAAAAAUAAGAUUUAAGUUUUAAGUUUCAAGGUUUUUUAUAGUAAGAUAAGAUUAAAAUAGUUUAAGGUAAUGUAAUGACAGAAUUUUAUGAAAUAUGGAAAGGAUUUGCUGCAACAAUUAACAACUAGGAUACAAAAAAAGGGAGGAGGAGGAGGUCAAAGAAAGAAGGUAAUGACAGUUGAGGAUUUGAGAAUAAUGGAUUUGUUUUUAAAUGUUUGCGGUGUUUUUUUUUUUUAAUUUGUAUUGUGGGUUGUGGUUUGUGUUUUUCUCUGUUCUUUCUUUGUUCUUUUUUUUGUAACUCUAACUCUAAAAAAAAAAAUUUUUUUCCCCAAUAAAUAUCAUUUAAAAAAAAAAAAAGUUUUAUGGCAGUCGCACAGAAUUUGGCCCCCCUUAGCAUGAUCUCUAGAUCCUUGUAGGUGAUGUAGAUAAUAAUAAUAAUAAUAAUAAUAAUAAUAAUAAUAAUAAUAAUAAAGUGGCAGUCUGUUGUGGCUCAACCCCUUUAAGAAGAUAACGGUGGUUACCCCGACCUUGUUGCUUGUUGCAAAGGGUCCCCCCAAAUGUAGGUUUGCCACCGGGUAAAAGGAAGUCCUUCUUCAUGCAGUGCAUCUUUAAACUGCGGACCUCACUGCCACAUGAGGCAGCGACGGCCACUGAUCUUGAUGGCUUUGGAAGGGGAUUGGACUAAUUUGUGGAUGAGGAGAGAGCUAUCGAAUGCUACCAGUGGGUGAAUCCCAGUUGCUGGAAACCACAGGAGGGAGAGCUGCUCUUGUGUUUAAAUCCUGCUCGUGGGUUUCCAUUAAUGGGCAUCUGGUUGGCCACUGAGAGAAUAGGAUGCUGGACUAGACGGGCCAUUGGCCUGAACCAGCCGGCUCUCCUUUGUUCCUACGAGUGGAACGGAAAAGAAUCUGAGUUCCUUUGGCGGCCUUAACCCUUUUCGUUCCCCAGGGACCAGCAGAUUAAUCAGGCUAAUAAGAGUAAUUUAUCCAGCGGUGCAGCAGCCGGGAGAGCAGGGAAGCGACCCCAUGAAAUAUUCAAGCCUGUGCCACCGUAACAAUAAAUUAAGGAAAAGUAAUUAAGCAUCACAGCAGAGAGGAAACGAGAAAGCAAGGUGGGGCGGGGGCACAGAUGACCAUCUGACUCUCUCCGUUUGUGGAUGCAGAAUCCUAGAAUGAUAUAAUUUUGCUCCAGGUUGGCUUGUGCCCUUUCAGGGCAAGAACUAUAGAAUUAUAGAACUGGAAUGGAGGAAUAUGCAGCUGGAUCAAACCUGCAGCCUUGGCGUUAUCGGCACUGCGCUCUAACCAGUUGAGCUACUAGCCAAGGCAUUCUUAGAAGCCAGGGGGGCCAGAACCAUUGACAGGAGGAGUCAACCCAUUAUAGGUUUGUGCCCAUACUCCUGCUCCUCAAGGGGAAAAACUGAGGCCUCGUCUGCACUCUGCAUCUGAAUAAGUAUCCUAGCGAUGGCUUCCCCCCCAAAGAAUCCUGGGAUGUGUAUUUCGUUCAGGGUGCUGAGAAUCACUGGAACUGCUCGCAGGUACAAAUAUUUUGGAAAUUUCUCUAGGCUACUAUUUCUGAUGUGCUAGGAUAUCACAUACUCGCUUUUCCUACUCGCUUUUCUGAAGGGUAUUAUCCAGGAAAAUGAUCGAGAAAUAGCCGCCAGCCUUAUAACUGCUACAAAGAUUACUUGAAAAAAUUAAAAAUUUGUCCAGUAGCACCUUAGAGACCAACUAAGUUUGUUCUUGGUAUGAGCUUUUGCGUGCAUGCACCCUUCUUCAGAUACACUGAAACAGAAGUCCCCAGACCCUUAUAUAUAGUGAGAGGGUGGGGUGGGGUUUUUCUCAGAAGGGUGGUAGGAGAUGGGUGAUUGACUCAAUGGGUAUGGUAAACCUGUUGACGACUGUUAAUGACUGCAAUUAGUCCUACAAGAAAAAGCAAGGGAUAGUAUGUAGAUGACCAAAAAUAGCUUUAGCAUAUGUAAUGAGACAAGAAUCCAAUACUGUAUCUCAAUUCAGACCAGGCCUCUCCAUAGUUUUCAGUUUAGCAAUAAGUUGUAAUUCAGCAACUUCUCUUUCAAGUCUAUUUCUGAAAUUCUUUUGUAAUAAGACAGCUGCUUUGAGAUCCUGGGAGAUUGAAGCUUCUCUGUCUUGUGAUUCCGAUGUCAGAUUUAUGUCCAUUUAUCCUUUGGCGUAGGGUUUGGCCUGUUUGUCCAAUAUAGAGAGCUGAAGGGCACUGCUGGCAUUUGAUGGCCUACACAAUGUUGGAAGAUGAGCAAUUAAAUAGACCUGAGAUGGUAUGUUUGAUGUUGUUGGGUCCAGUGAUGGUGUUGUCCAGGUGUAUGUGGCAACAAAGUUGGCAUCUGGGUUUGUUGCAUGUUAAGUCUUGUCCAUGUUAAGUCUGCUUGCUGUAUUAUUGUGGGUGAGGAGUUGUUUAAGAUUGGGUGGCUGUCUGUAGGCAAUGAAAGGUCUUCCUCCCAGAGAUUGAGAAAGAGAACUGUUGUUGUCUAGGAGAACUUGUAGAUCUCUGAUGAUGCAUUGAAAUGGGAGCUGUAUGUGAUUACUAGUGGUGUUCUGUUAUUUUCUCUUUUGGGUCUGUCUUUCAAUUUCCUUUCAAUUUUUUUUUUAUUCAUUUUAUAACAGAAAUAAACAAUACAAACAGAAAAACAAACAAUACAAACGAAUUCUUGUCUUAUCCUUAUUUUUUCUAAACAUUGUUAGGCGAGCUUCCCCAAGUCCCGCCAUCUGAUUUUCAUUUUACCUCAUCUUUAGCAGUUUCAUAUAUCUUAAUUUUUAACCUUUUUUUUUUAAUCACACUUACUUUUACCAUGGUCAGGGGUCCCUUUACUUUUACCAUAAAAAUCUUCACAUUUUAUCACUUACAAAUAAUACUAUUUUAAAAUACACUAUCUUCUACUUCUAACCCUACAGCCUAUAUCCACUUCCAAAGCUAUUCUAAGAUUUAAAUAUUAACAUAUUUUUUCAAAUAUUCUUUAAACUUCUUCCAGUCUUCUUCCACUGUCUCUUCUCUCUGGUCUCGGAGUCUCCCAGUCAGUUCGGCAAGUUCCAUAUAGUCCUCUUUUGGGUCUGUCUCUGGCUUUGUUGAUCUGUUGUUUAACUUACUUGGUUAGCCAAAGGCCUGGUUAGACUCAGAGUUGGAAGGGACCUCAGAGCUCAUUUAGUCCAACCCCCGUAAUGCAGGAAUCUUCUGCCCAACAUGGGGCUCAAACCCACAACCCUGAGAUUAAGACCCGUGGAUUAAGUCUCAUGCUUUACCAACUGAGCUAUCCCAGAUAAGUAACAAUUGGGAGGGUGUGUGCAGAGUAUAUCUGUAUGCUAAUAGGUUUUUUGGGGGGUGGGAUCCGGUCUGUAGGAACAAUGAUUAAGUAAACCUAUUACACAAUAAUGCACAUAAAUAAACCUAACAGGUUUCUGGGGAAAUGGGUUUUUUGUUUUUCUUUUUUUGCAAUGCUUUUGGAACCGUACCUUUAGUGCUAAUGUUCAACCUUAUGCUGCUUUCAACCUGAUGUAACAUUAUUAAUGCUUUUUAUGGGUGUUUAGCAAAUCAUAAAAAUGGGAUGGGGGGGCGGAUUUCCCAAUUUAAGGAUGGGGGGUGCGGGAGAAGCCAGUUCCACGUUACAGUUUGCUAGGUAAGAGGCCGAACAACCGAACAGCCAAUAUUACAAAGCAUUUAUAUAAAUCUGUGGUCUCACUGCGCUCAUAAUGCUGUGUUCUGCAGUCCUGAUCUGAUAUUGCAGAGCUACAGAGUUGGUUCAGGAAAGGGCAGGCGAAAAUGCUCAAAGGCGUUGGAAACAAACUCCCUGUGAGGAGAUGAGGGAUUUGUUGUUUGCAGAAAGAAAGGGAAAAGGCAAGUUAGGAGGAACUUGACCCAGGUGUAUUAAACGAAGCAGUGGUUGGAGAAAGUGGUUUUUCUUCUUCUUCUUCUUCUUUUCCUGUCUCUCCCAAAACACUGGAAGCCACUCAGGGAUCAGCCAGCGAAGGGGAGCGAAGGGAAAAGAUUUCCUCACACAUGCAGUGCAUAGGUUUAAAGAACUCUGGAGUUUUUCUGCCGCUGCCAUGGGAGUCUAUCUGAGAACACCUAGGCAAGGGGGAAGAGAUACGAAGGUCUUGUUGGCUUCCUGGGGGAAUGUGUCGACUGCAGGCAGAAAACCUGAAUGUUGGCCUAGUGAGGUGGACUUUGUCAUCUCCAUAAGGGAUCUGAACUUUUUCUCUCUGCAGUGGCAGUUUGUUGCCAGUUUGCUGAUUUAUUUUCGGGGAAAGGCAGAACCCAGAAACCUGCCGUCUGUCACGCUGCUCCAGCUGCCCAAUCCUGUCUCAUGCCAGCUGCCCCUAUACUGAAACCGUAUGUUUGCUGAAUGUCAAAGGAUGGGCUUCGGAUAUUGGGGCAAACCCCCAGAGGAGACAGGGGUACGUGUUUUGUGGAGACCUUCAGGGACAACUCACCCCAAGUUGGUGCUGGCUGUUGGCCUGAGUUCUGGUCAACUGUACAGUUGAUGGCAAUGAGCGAGAGAGGGCUUUCUCUGAGGUGGCACCCAGCCUGUGGAACUCACUGCUUCAAGAGUCCAGCUCCCUCUUUAUUUGCAUUCUGCUGGAAAUCAAACACAUUACUGAAACAAACAAAAAACAACUUUUGAAACUGCUGCUGCUGCUCAUGAAUGCUUUUGUUGUUGUUGACCAGCUGUCUUCGUGUUUGUUUGAUUGUUUUUAGUAAAAGCUUAUAAGGAAAGCUUGGCUGGAUCAGCCCAGUAGCCCAGCUAGUUCCAGAGUCCUGUUCUCACAGGAUUGAAGCGCAACAAAAAAAAACUACAAUGCAGGAAUCGAAGUAGACUGCCUCUGCAGCUGGAGGCUCCAUACAAGACUGUCAGAACUUGGCCACAGGAUCAGGCCAUAGGGGACUCAUCCAGCCCAGCACCCUGUUGUCACAGAUGUCCCAAAAGAAAACCCAGAAGCAGUAGCAGAGUGUUACAUCAUAGAAUUGUAAAGUUGGAAGGGACCUCAAGGGUCAUCUAGUCCAGCCCCCUGCAAUGCAGGAAUCUCAGCUCAAGCAUCCCACCCAACCUCUGCUUAAAAACCUCCCGAGAAGGAGAGUCCACAACCUCCCAAGGUUGACCAUUCCACAGUCAAAUGGCUCUUACUGUUGGAAGGUUCUUCCUGAUGUUUAGUCGGAAUCUCAUUUCUUGUAACUUGAAGCCAUGGGUUCGAGUCCUACCCUCCAGAGCAGGAGGAAACAAACCUGCUCCCUCUUUCAUGUGGCAGCCCUUGAGAUAUUUGAAGGUGGCUCUCCUAUCUCCUCUCAGUCUCCUCUUUUCCAGGCUAAACAUACCCAGCUCCUUCAACCGUUCCUCACAAGGCUUGGUUUCUAGACCCUGGUUCACCUUGGUUGCCCUCCUCUGCACACCGUCCAGCUUGUCAACAUCCCUCUAGUCCAGGAACCUGGUGUGACCCAUGAGGUCAGCCAGAUAUUCUUGUCAAACCCACAAGGGAGAAUGGGCGGUUUCCUUCCUUGUUUUAUUGCCCACAAAGAAGGGUGUUUUGUUGUGUGCACAAUUUUUCCGGUAACGUCCCCUCCCCUUGUCAAAAAAUCCACCCUGCAUUUCCAGGUGCUUCUAUCCUAAUAAAGCGUUCUGACUUCGCACUUGCUGGACGGACUUUAAGGUUUCUUAUCUCCAGGCCACAGACUUUCCAUGCCCUACAAAGUGCAUUGUUUCUUUUUGCAUGGGAGGAGAAGAAGAAGAAGAAGAAGAAACCCACACAUAUUGGCAGAGCACUGGCCUAAGGGUGGCAAACCUCAGUUUCCAGAUUCGGAAUUGGGCAGACUGUGUCAUGAGCAGCCUUCCGUCAUAUCCUCAAGAAGGCUGAGUUGUCUUCAGAACACCAGUGGCUAGACAGAUCCAAAAGGAGAUUUGCACAGUCCACAAAUGCCAUUCCAGCUGGCCUGCCAGUCAUGAGCAUGCAAUAUUUAGGUGGCAUCUGUCUGUCUUGAGAGAUGGAAGAGUGAGCCUCUGGCUGCGCAAGCCCGGGUAGUGUGCAAGGAGGUCUUGGGCUGCCCAGAUGACAAGACCCCCUUCUUUUAUUGCGCCUGAUCUUUUAUUUCCCUUCUCUUCCCUCCCCCUCCCCUUUUAUGAAGAUUACCUGCUCUGAGACCCCACAGCUAAUUCUCCCCUGGCCUCCUCGCUGGCCCAAGUAGGACCAAUUCAGCCAGCUAGCCCUGGGGAUUAUCUAAUGCUUAUUAGAUGGAUUUCCCCUAAAUCGAUUUCUGAACUUUGAAUUUUAUUGUUACAGUGGUACCUCAGGUUACGUACUUAAUUCAUUCCAGAGGUCCGUUCUUAACCUGAAACUGUUCAUAACCUGAAGCACCACUUUAGCUAAUGGGGCCUCUUGCUGCCGCUGUGCCGCCGGAGCACGAUUUCUGUUCUCAUCCUAAAGCAAAGUUCUUAACCCGAGGUAAUAUUUCUGGGUUAGCGGAGUCUGUAACCUGAAGUGUAUGUAACCUGAAGCGUAUGUAACCUGAGGUACCACUGUAUUCAUGUUUUUAUACUGUAUUUUAUGCUGCUUUUACAAUUAAGUGUUUUAAAUUUGUUGUUAGCAGCCCUGGCCCGGUUUCUGAACCAGGAAGGGCGGGGUAUAAAUAAAAAAAAUAAUUAUUUUAUUUAUAUUCUUGGCCUGGCUGAUAUGGCCAAAAGGAAAGCAGAGCAAGACGUUUGGCACCAGCUGGGCUGCAGGAGUUGCCAGAAGGAGGCGUACAAGGUGCCACCCAACCGCCUUAGGGACUCCAGAUUUGUGGAGGGUCUAUUCCUGAGCCUUUGCCUCCCUGCAGAGAUCCCACAAGGCAGUGGAGGUUUAGGGCCAGAGUUUUCCUUCUCCUAGACCAGUGGUCAGCAAACUUUUUCAGCAGGGGGCUGGUCCACUGUCCCUCAGCCCUUGUGGGGGGCCAGACUAUAUCUUGAUGGGGGAAAUGAACGAAUUCCAGUGCCUCACAAAUAACCCAGAGAUGCGUUUUAAAUAAAAGCACACAUUCUACUCAUAUAAAAACACCAGGCAGGCCCCCCAAAUAAUUCAGAGAUGCAUUUUAAAUAAAAGGACACAUUCUACUCAUGUAAAAACACGCUGAUUCCCGGACCAUCUGCGGGCCGGAUUGAAAAGGCGAUUGGGCGAGAUCCGGCCCCCGGGCCUUAGUUUGCUGAUCCUUGUCCUAGAUGGUCUCCCUUCCCAAGUGAAUGAGCCCCACUUGCCCCUCACAUCCCUCUACAGCAAGGGCAGAAACCACCUUCUUGACCAUGGGUCCCACUCUCGGUCUCGUCUUCUCUGCCUGCCAGAGCCUGUCUUCACACCCAGGGAAGCCCCUAAUUCACCGAGGGGUUCAGACCCAUCGGCUUUCCUCACCUGCUUUCACUGGCCAGUCAAAACCGUUUCCAGGAUCAUGGCUGCUGUCGCCUGCUGGCAGCUUCCAGGAGCCACAGGUGGGAGCUGAGUGCAGGUGGGGGACCCAAGAUGGACAAAUGACCCCAGAAGGAGCAAAACAUGUCCCCCAAGCGGUGGUACUGCAGCUCCCCUAACACCCCAUACAACCCCAUAUAUAUGUGUGUAAAUAUAGAUUCCUAUAUUGUCCACAGACAAAAGCAGAGACAUCACCUUGCCAACAAAGGUCCGUAUAGUAAAAGCCAUGGUUUUCCUAGUAGUGAUGUAUGGAAGUGAGAGCUGGACCAUAAAGAAGGCUGAUCGCCGAAGAAUUGAUUGAAUUCUGGAGGAAUUCAGAAUUCCUGAAUUCCUGGAGGAGACUCUUGAGAGUCCCAUGGACUGCAAGAAGAUCAAACCUCUCCAUUCUGAAGGAAAUCAGCCCUGAGUGCUCACUGGAAGGACAGAUCCUGAAGCUGAGGCUCCAAGACUUUGGCCACCUCAUGAGAAGAGUAGACUCCCUGGAAAAGACCCUGAUGCUGGGAAAGAUGGAGGGCACAAGGAGAAGGGGAUGGCAGAGGACGAGAUGGUGGGACAGUGUUCUCGAAGCUACCAGCAUGAGUUUGACCAAACUGCGGGAGGCAGUGGAAGACAGGAGUGCUUGGCGUGCUCUGGUCCAGGGAGUCACGAAGAGGCAGACACGACUAAACGACUAAACAACAACAACAACAUAUUGUCCACUAGGUUUCAGUUGAGGCUGGGGUCCCCCAAAUGUGUGUCAGCUUAGCACAGCUGUGACUGUUCAUUCUUAUUCUUCCUCGUGCAUUUCCUGCCUCUGUGGAGGCAGAGCGUAGCCUUUGUGGCUAUCCGUCGCUGACAUCCUUUUUCUCCAUGUUGUCACCUUCCUGACAGUGCAUCAUGCUCCCUAAUCUUAAGCCAUUUCCAACAUCCUUUCCCCCUGCCUCCCUGUACACAAAAGGAACUCCAGAGCCAGAAAAAUAUAUCCCCUCAAAUUCCACCUGAACUUUUUGUAUUUGGGGUCCACCCCUCAAUGUAACCAUGGAAGGCAUAGCCAGGGAGGCAGGGGGAGGAGGUGCCCCCCCAAAGCAAAUAAAGAAACGGCCCAGUAUAUCUGAAGGAGUGUCUCCACCCCCAUCAUUCUGCCCAGACACUGAGGUCCAGCGCCGAGGGCCUUCUGGUGGUUCCCUCACUGCGAGAAGCCAAGUUACAGGGAACCAGGCAGAGGGCCUUCUCGGUGGUGGCACCCACCCUGUGGAACGCCCUCCCACCAGAUGUCAAAGAGAACAACAACUACCAGACUUUUAGAAGACAUCUGAAGGCAGCCCUGUUGAGGGAAGCUUUUAAUGUUUGAUGCAUUACUGUAUUUUAAUAUUUGGUUGGAAGCCGCCCAGAGUGGCUGGGGAAGCCCAGCUAGAUGGGUGGGGUAUAAAUAAAUAAGAAGAAGAAGAAGAAGAAGAAGAAGAAGAAGAAGAAGAAGAAAUACUUAACUAACUGACCAAUUGCAUCACAGAUAACUUGGUACUGCCCCCCCGAACAUUAUGCCUGCCCCCCCACCGUAAAAUUAAUCCUGGCUACACCUAUGAAUGUAAUGUAUUCGAGGUAAACAUUUCUCAACAAAUCUGCAGGUUAAAGAGCCCACAGAGAGUUUGCUUCCUGAAAACUCAAAACAAGCCUAGGAUUAACAAUCCUGUAUCCCAUUAGUUUAAUUAACUGAUCCCUUCCUCGGUGGCAGCAUUCCCUGUGUUUGUUUCUGGUGCUGCUGGCUGUUUUCCCACCGGAGAGGGAUCUGGCUGGUCACUGUGAGGAUGCUGGACUAGACGGGCCAAGGGCCUGAUCCUGCAGCCAAGCUCUUCUGAUGUUCUGGUGUUUAAUGGAAAGCAUCAGAUACAGAAUAUCACGAUGGUUUUCCAUCAGCACCACCAAACCCCACAAAAAUCUAUCCAGAGAAGCAGGAAUAUGUUCCCUUCUUCUGACACAACACUCUCUUUGCUUUGUUUUCACACAUUAAUGCCCCCGCCCCAAGAUAUGUUGGCUUUGGUGUGCAGUAGCGAAAUGCCUAAAUAUGGUCUGAAGCUCAACAUCAAAAAAACGAAGAUCAUGGCCACUGGUCCCAUCACCUCCUGGCAAAUAGAAGGGGAAGAAAUGGAGGCAGUGAGAGAUUUUACUUUCUUGGGCUCCAUGAUCACUGCAGAUGGUGACAGCAGCCACGAAAUUAAAAGACACCUGCUUCUUGGGAGAAAAGCGAUGACAAACCUAGACAGCAUCUUUAAAAGCAGAGACAUCACCUUGCCAACAAAGGUCCGCAUAGUAAAAGCUAUGGUUUUCCCAGUAGUGAUGUAUGGAAGUGAGAGCUGGACCAUAAAGAAGGCUGAUCGCCAAAGAAUGGAUGCUUUUGAAUUCUGGUGCUGGAGGAGACUCUUGAGAGUCCCAUGGACUGCAAGAAGAACAAACCUCUCCAUUCUGAAGGAAAUCAGCCCUGAGUGCUCACUGGAAGGACAGAUCCUGAAGCUGAGGCUCCAAUACUUUGGCCACCUCAUGAGAAGAGAAGACUCCCUGGAAAAGACCCUGAUGUUGGGAAAGAUGGAAGGCACAAGGAGAAGGGGACGACGGAGGACGAGAUGGUGGGACAAUGUUCUCCAAGCUACCAGCAUGAGUUUGACCAAACUGCGGGAGGCAGUGGAAGACAGGAGUGCCUGGCGUGCUCUGGUCCAGGGGGUCACGAAGAGUCGGACAUGACUAAACGACUAAACAACAACAGCGAAAUCCCUCACCAAGAGUUCUUUUUUCGUUCCUACAUUCUUCGGAAAGCUGGACUAUAACCCACCUGCUUGACACCUGCCAGGGAGUCUGUAUACUUGUAUACUUGUAUACUUGUAUACUUGUAUACGUAUAACCCUUGCAACGUAGAAAGAUAGCAUGUCAGGGAGGUGAUGAAUAGGCAAGACCUCUUUCCCCCGGCAUGCUAGGUGUGUCUGCAUGUGGGUAGAGAAUUUGAACACUCCUGUAUCUAAAUACAUAUUCCUCAGCCAGAAAAAGCCAACUGGAAACUUUUUUCCCUUGACAUGCUACAUUUCUAAAUGCAGGGAGAGAUAGAUAGAUAGAUAGAGUGUGUGUGGUGUGGAGGUGUACUCAGUCACAUCCAGGAAAAUACAGCAAGUCCCCAGCCACAGGUUCCAUGAAGAAAGAACUAGGCUUGUGUGUUUGUGAACCCAGACUCUUUCAUUUUCCAUACACGGAGCAAGUGUAACCUGCUUUUGAAAUAUAGUACAUUCAGUUCUUCUCCUUCUUCUUUUAUGAUUAUUUCAUGAGGCCCAAGAGAACCUUCAUCUUGGUAGUGUGGAUUCAGCCUCAGCCGGAACCACCAAUUCCCCCUUGGUUGAGUUUGAACACAAUAUUGCUUUGAGAUUGCCUCAAAUCGAGCACCUCAAAUACUGCAUCCAGUUCUGGGCACCACAAUUUAAGAAGGAUGUUGACAAGCUGGAAGGUGUGCAGAGGAGGGCAACCAACAUGAUCAAGGGUCUGGAAACCAAGCCUUAUGAGGAACGGUUGAAGGAGCUGAGUAUGUUUAGCCUGGGAAAGAGGAGACUGAGAGGAGAUAACCACCUUCAAAUAUCUCAAGGGCUGCCACAUGGAAGAUGGAGCAAGCUUAUUUUCUCCUGCUCGGGAUGGUAGGACUGGAACUCAUUGCUUCAAAUUGCAAGAAACAUCUAACUAAACAUCAGGCAGGACUUUCUGACAGUGAGAGCUUUCCCACAGUGGAACGGACUCUCUCGAAAGACAGUGGACUCUCCUUCCUUGCAGGUUUUUGAGAAGAGAUUGGAUGGCCUUAUCUGUCCUGGAUGCUUGAGCUGAGAUUCCUGCAUUGCAGAGGGUUGGUCUGGAUGACCCUCGAGCUCCCUCCCAAGUCUACAAUUCUAGGAUUCCUAUUAUUGAACCUGGAACCUUUCUGCUACGCCACUGCCUGUACCAGCGAGUCGGGAAACCUCCCUUUAAAAACAGAGCGAAACCCCAGUCCUGACGACCCUGGGGGAUAAGGCGCUCUGCCCCCUUGGGGCCUAAAACCUCCCCAUUGGCAGCGCAGAAAGGGGCGAGGGCAGACUGAGCGGAAGCGGUGGGGGAGACAGCCGCCGUCCUGCGCCAAGAGUAAUUACCCCGGAUUACCUAGAAAGAGAGAGACGGAAAGAGGAGGGCGAGGAGUCGAAGGGGCGGCGCAGCGGAGGGGAGGCGGGUGGUCUGCGCGGCGAAGGCUGGGGAGGGGCUGGGGGAGGGAGCCCACCAAUGGGAGGAGAGGGUCCCUUUCCCGGAUUCCGCCGGAGAGCCGGGCGAGGGGAGCCGCGGGUGGCGCGCCAGGCGGGCGAGAGGGGCUUGACUCGGCGCCCGGGAGAUGCCUUGGCAGGCGCCGGGAGCUGUCCUUCAGCACCACCCGCCGCCGCCGCCGCAGCAGCGCGCUAGCGGCAGAGGCGGCGGCCGCUCUGCGGUCCGCGCUGCUGCUCCCUCGUUUCAGCACCCGGACAGCUCCCUGGGCGCCGUCCGGCCCGCCGCGGCCCCCGACCCGCGUCUCCUGGCCCCCGGGCGGCCCUCGCCCAGCCAGCUGGUCUUCCUCUCGCUCUACCCCUUGCUCCAGAGGGCCCGCGACCCCGGCCGCCUGCCCUCCGGCUGGCACUCCCCCUGCCCCCACCAGGAGGGCGGCGCUUGGCCCGGAUCGGGGCCCGGACACUGGGCAGCCCCCCGGCUCCUGCCGCCGCCGCCGCCGCCGCCUCCCCCCCGCCAGCCGUGCUCGUCCGCAGCGCCGGGAAACGCAGGGCAGCGCCGGAGCGCGCCCGGGUGCCGCUGGUGCCCGCCGACGGGCGAGGAGCGGGCUCUGCCUGGCCGCUCGCCUCUGCAGGGAAAGUUGGCUCCCGGAGGCAGCCUUGGCCACAGCCGCUCCGGGAAGCAGCCGCCAGGAACCCUCGGCUCGCAGAAGGUAAAAUCAGCCCUCCCCCGAACAAUAAACCCCUCCUUUGGUGUUGGUGGUAUCGAAGAAGGUGGCAAAUUUGGGGGGGGGGGGGAUCUACGUUCUUAGCCACGCAUCCAGGGGUCAUGGCUGCAGGCUGUGAGGAGGGAUGGGCAGCCCCCCCCGUAAGUAAGUCCCCAUCGUUAUAAGUAGCUGAGCACCCCUGCCGCCCCCCAUAAGACCGUAGCCAAGCUCCAAGACUCAUUUGCCCCUAGACAUUCUCUCUCUCUCUCUUCGAAUGCAUGUUUAUGAUGUUCAAUUUUCCCCUUGCAGCCUGUGUGUUCUCUGUAACCUGGUGGCGAACUUCAAGACCCAAUCCCAUUUGCUCCUAAGCAAUUAAUAUGCAUGAUCUUUCUCUGUCUCUCCGUCUCGCUCUGUCUCUCUCUCUCUCUCCAUGCGUAUUUAUUCUGUUUAAUCGCUCUGCCUCAUCUGACGCUCACCUUCGAUAUAUGCACAGGUACAGACCCUGUUUAAUUCUCCCUUUGCAGCUGGUGUGCCCUGUUUAGCCAGAAUCCCAACUUCAAGACCCGACCUCACUGGCCCCUAAGCAAUUAUUUGCAAUUGUCCAUAUAUAUAUAUAUAUAUACACACACACAUUGUCCAUAUAUUAAUGAAUCGUUCCUUUGCAGCUGGCGAGUUCGGUUUCAUUGCUUCCUCUGAUGCGUUUUUUUUCCUUUUUAAAUUGCCUUUCUCCAUUUUCUGUGCACCUACACAUAUCUGUGGGGUGGGGAUGGGGGACGGACUCCCUCCGUCCUCGUGCGGUUUUGUAGCAUCCUAGAAAAGUGGAUCGAUAGCCAUGAGAGAAAUAAAUAAAUCAAGGCACCAUCCAACCCCCAAACACACAAAAAAUUAUCCCUCCAUCUGUGGGAGGUCAGCCUAUUUGUGUUUUUGAAGGGGGGGUACUAUUUGUGUUUUUUAAAACACACAGCACAACAUGCAACACCAUCUCGGUGUCUCUGGCACCUGUGUGGAGACUGCUGCAGAAUUUGAGGAGGGGGUUGAGAAAAGGAGGAUCUCACCUCAGCGAUUCCUUUCGCUGCAAUCUCACUGAUGUCCAAAUUCUGCGUGUGCGGAGAGAGAGGGGGGCGGCGGCAUAUUUGGGGUUUAUACCACCAUCCACCUCCUUCCCAGUUAUUUAGUAACUGCAGAGUCCUUUCCACUCUAGAAACCCUGUCACCAUUUGUAGUAGGGUGUCGUUGCUUUAGUAUUAUUUUAAAAAGUCUGCCACAGCAAGGCUUCGUUCCUUGGAAAGGAGUGUUGCGGCAGGGGUCCUGUUAUUUAAGCAGCUCAGAAGGAACCAGGCCAAUGACCCACCGAUUUGAGAAACCCGCAAUUUGUGGGGUGGGGAAAACGACCCCCAGGCACUCUGUGUGCGCGCACGUGAUCCAUCCCAUUCAGACCCGAACUUUGCCUACCAGGGAUCCGUAGGUGAUUUCAUUGAUACGGAAGAAGGGGGUGAGGCCAAAGAGAGCAUUUCAGAGCAGGUUCAUUCUCUCUUCCUGUCCUCCCUGGGAGAUGGGGAGUAGGAGAGUCUUCUAUUGCAGCCCCCCAGUAUCUAUGUGAGGAAAGGAGACAGGCGGCUCUCUGUCUCUGGUAGGAACCAACUCCUAGGGGCCAAGGCCAACGCCCCCUCCAGUAAAAUAUUUGAGGGGUCACGGCCCUCCCAAUGGAUGGCCAUUUCCAUUCAAAUGAUGUGCGUGUUCCCAUGGGCGUAGCCAAGGGGGGAAGGGGGCAGCUGCCCCCUAAAUCAAGCAAAUACUUAGAAAUACUUAACUGAGGUUCUGCCCCCUCUCCAAAUAAGUCCUGCCCCCUAACAUAAAUCCUGGCUACAUGAGCUGUGUAUUGUGAUCAGUUAGGCAAGGUGGGGGUUACCUGUACACCCCCCCCAAAAAUUUUUUUAUGCAAGUUGGUAUCCUUGUAGGUUCUUCCAGAAACUACUUCUGGGUUUCAUCGUCAAGAUCACCGAUUUGCCUUUAGAGGGGUCUCUCUCUCUCUCUCUCUCUCUCUCUCUCUCUCUCUCUCUCUCUGUGUGUGUGUGUGUGUGUAUGUGUGUGUGCAUUUGCACUUUGACCCGACAGCCCUGCCCUGUAGAAGGAGUCUUCUCCCGACACCGCCUCCCCCCCCCAUUUAUUUAUUCAUUUGAAAAUUGUUUUCCCCUUAAAGGAGAGCAAGGACUCGAUAUAAGCAGUUGAUAUAACACAGUUCAACUAUGGAACUCACUCCUGCAGGGGGCAAGGACAGCCACCAACCUCGAUGGUUUUAAAAGACGAUUGGACAAAUUUGUAGAAGAGGAGAAGGCUUUUGAUAGCUGCCAGCCACAAUGGCUACGCUCUGUCUCCAAAGUCCAGAGGCAGUAAUGCUUCUGAACAGCAGUUGCUGGAAGCCACAGGAGGGGAGAAAGAGCAGGUCUUGGGUUCAGGUCCUGCUUUUUGGGUUUCCCAUGGGGGGGGCAACUUGUUGGCCACUGUGAGAACAGGAUGUUGGGGCACAUGGGCUAUUGCCCUGGCCCAGCAGGUUUGCCUUACGUCUUUUAAUUUCAGUUUUGCCUGACAUUUAAGACAGCUCUGUCGGCGGAGCAUGAGACUAUUAAUCUCAGGGUUGUGGGUUCAAGCCCCACCUUGGUGGGGGGGGAAUUCCUGCAUUGCAGGGGGUUGAACUAGAUGACCCUCAGGGAUCCCUUCCAACUCCACGAUUCUAUGAUCUUCUGUUUUAACAGCAACAACAUCCAUUGAUAAAUAGGAAGGUUUCAGAAACAUGGCUGAACCAGACAGAUUUAGCUUAGCACCUACAAACUGAGAAUUAAGGAAGGAAUUAGUCUAGAAAUUAUGGAAGGAAUUAAGUCUAGGAAGAAUGAAAGUUCUGCAGUAUUUCUGGGGAGCUCAAGGCCAUAGGUUCAUAGUAAUAAUAAUAAUAAUAAUAAUAUUUUUUUUAUACCCUGCCCUUCCCGGUUCCAGUUUUCUGAAAAAAAAGGGCUCAUGGCGGCUAACAACAAAUUUAAAACACUUUAUUGAUGCAACAAAAAAACAGCAUAAAAUACAGUAUAAAACGUGAAUAACAAUAAAUUCAGAAUUCAAAAAUCAAUUUAGGGGGAAAAUCCAUUCAAUAAACAUUAGAUAAUCCCCAGGUCUAGCUAGCUAAAUUAGUCCUAUUUGGGCCAGUGAGGAGAUCAGGGGACAAUUAGCUGUGGGAUCCCAGAGCGGGUAAUCUUCAUAAAAGGGGGGGGGGGGAGGAAGGAAGGGGAAUAAAAGAUUGGGCUAAGUUUAAAUUGAAAGCCAGGCAGAAUAGCUCUGUCUUACAGGCCCUGCAGAAGGAAGUUAAAUCCUGCAGGGCCCUGGUCUCAUGGGACAGAGCAUUCCACCAGGUCGGAGCCAUCACUGAGAAGGCUCUGGCCCUGGUAGAGGAGAAUCUGACUUCCUUAGGGCCUGGGACCUCUAAACUAUGAUUAUUCAUGGACCUUAAGGUCCUCUGCGGGGCAUACCAGGAGAGGCGGUCCCGUAAAUACGAGGGCCCUAAGCCACAAAGGGCUUUAAAGGUCAAAAGCAGCACCUUAAACCUGACCCUGUACUCCACCGGGAGCCAGUGCAACUGGUAAAGCACUGGGUGAAUAUGCUCCCAUGGCAGAGACCCCGUGAGGAGCCUCGCUGCAGCAUUCUGCACCCGCUGGAGUUUCUGGGUCAGCUUCAAGGGCAGACCUGCGUAGAGCGAAUUACAGUAGUCAAGCCUGGAAGUGACCGUCGCAUGGAUCACUGUGGCCAGGUCAGGGCGGGAAAGGUAAGGGACCAAGUGUAGAGUUGGGAAGGGACUACAAGGGCCAUCUAGCUCAACCCUUUGCACUGCAGGAGUCUUUCGCCCAACAUGGGGCUUGCCCCCCACAAGGUAUAAAAGGAUGUCACAUAGAGGAGGGAGAAAGGUUGUUUUCUGCCGCUCCAGAGAAGCGGACACGGAGCAAUGGAUCCAAACUACAAGAAAGAAGAUUCCACCUAAACAUUAGGAAGAACUUCCUGACAGUAAGAGCUGUUUGACAGUGGAAUUUGCUGCCAAGGAGUGUGGUGGAGUCUCCUUCUUUGGAGGUCUUUAAGCAGAGGCUUGACAACCAUAUGUCAGGAGUGCUCUGAUGGUGUUUCCUGCUUGGCAGGGGGUUGGACUCGAUGGCCCUUGUGGUCUCUUCCAACUCUAGGAUUCUAUGAUUCUAUGAUUCUAGGUAAAAGGACCCCACAUCACUUAAUUUGGGGGGCCUCAUAGACCCAAUUAGAGCCGCGUUGGUUUGAGUCAAAUGUAUUGAUUUUUUUUUGCUGUAUAUAUUUCAAUAUCCCAAAAGUUUGGUGUUAGUAGCUUAGAUGUUGUAAAGCUCUGGUGAUCUGCUGUGGAGAACCCCCCUUGAAGAAGAUGGCUUCAGUGGUUGCCCAGAUUUCAUUGCCGGUUGAGAAGGGGCCCUGAUGACAGUUUGAGCUUCAGGGGCCCAAAAUAUAGGUCUGCCCCACCCCCCAAACAUUGAGGACUAGCGUCUUUCUUUGAAGAAAGGCCAUAACUCAGCAGCAAAGCAUUUGCCUUGCAUGCAGAAUAAGCCACAUUCAAUGUCUGCCGGUCAGUGUAGACAAUGCUGAAGUAGAUGGAACAGUGGCCUGUCUCACCUUGAAACAACUUCCAAACCAGCCCAUGAAAGAUGCCUCAAGGGGGUGUGGCACAGCUUCCCUGGUGCCCUAUCCAAAUACUGUACCCGGCACAUUCACUUAUAUGCACAGGGAUGAGGGCCAAUCACCUGGGUUUUCCUUGAAAGCUCAUUGGCUUUAUACCUCAACAAUUCCACCCCACCCCAUUUAAAAGAAAUUGUUAAAAGUGGUGGGGGUUUUUUUGACGGAUCACGUACAACAACAACAACAACAACAACAACAACAACAACAAUAAUAAAUUUUAUUUAUAUCCCACCCUCCCCAGCCGAAGCCGGGCUCAGGGCGGCUAACAACAAUAAAAUAAUGCAACAUUCUAAAAUCAUUUCAUUAUAAAAUUAAUUCAAAUCAAAUUGAUGGCAACCAUUGAGCUAGAGUUCUGUGAAGAUUGCCAGAGGAGGGGGUCAGGCUGUGCCCUGGCCAAAGGCCUGGUGGAACAGCUCUGUCUUGCAGGCCCUGCGGAAAGAUGUCAAGUCCCGCAGGGCCCUGGUCUUUUGUGACAGAGCGUUCCACCAGAUUGGAGCCACAGCCGAAAAAGCCCUGGCUCUAGUUGAGGCCAGCCUGACCCCUCUGUGGCCUGGGACCUUCAAGAUGUUUUUGUUUGAAGACCGUAAGUUCCUCUGUGGGACAUACCAGGAGAGGCGGUCCCAUAGGUACGAGGGUCCUAUAGGGCUUUGAAGGUUAAAACCAGCACCUUAAACCUGACCCUGUACUCCACCGGGAGCCAGUGCAGCUGGUAUAGCACCGGGUGAAUGUGAUCUCGCGACAAGGACCCCCUAAGGAGUCUCACCGCGGCAUUCUGCACCCGCUGGAGUUUCUGGGUCAGUCUCAAGGGCAGCCCCACUUAGAGCGAGGAUAUAGGACAUAGGAAGAGACUGCUGGAUCAGGCCAAUGGCCCACCUGUUCAUACAGUAGCCAAUCAGAUGCUCAAACAGGAACCUUGCAAGCGUGGUAGGCAAUGUCCCUACCAUUAUCUUGCUCUACGAGGAUCCUGCUCCAUCUGGAGCGCCGGUAGUGACUCUCCCUGCCUGCUCCCUGUCUCACCAGAGUGGUGCAUGCUCUGGUUAUCUCCCACUUGGACUACUGCCAUGCUCUCUACGUGGGGCUACCUUUGAAGGUGACUCAGAAACUGCAGCUAAUCCAGAAUGCGGCAACUAGACAGGUGACUGGGAGCAGCCACCGGGACCAUAUAACACCGGCCCUGAAAGACCUGCUUUGGCUCCCAGUAUGUUUCUGAGCACAAUUCAAAGUGUUGGUGCUGACCUUGAAAGCCCUAUAAACAGCCUCUGCCCUGUACAGUGGUACCUCGGGUUACAUACGCUUCAGGUUACAGACUCCGCUAACCCAGAAAUAGUACCUCGGGUUAAGAACUUUGCUUUAGGAUGAGAACAGAAAUUGUGCUCCGGCGGCGCGGCGGCAGCAGAAGGCCCCAUUAGCUAAAGUGGUACCUCAGGUUAAGAAUAGUUUCAGGUUAAGAACAGACCUCCGGAAUGAAUUAAGUACUUAACCCGAGGUACCACUGUAUACCCGAACGAGCGUCUCCACCCGCAUCUUCCAGCACUGAGUUCCAGCUCCGAGGGUCUUCUAGUGGUUCCCUCACUGCGAGAAGUGAGGUUACAAGGAACCAGGAGAGGGCCUUCUCGGUGGUGGCGCCCGCCCUGUGGAACACCCUCCCACCAGAUGUCAAGGAGAUAACUAUAUAACCUUUAGAAGACAUACAAAGGCAGCCCUGUAUAGGGACACUUUUAAAGGUUUUAUUAUGUUUUUAUAUACCGUAUUUUUCGCCCUAUAGGACGCACCGGUCCAUAGGACGCACCUAGAUUUUGGGGGGGGAAAUAAAGGGAAAAAAUUUAUUUCCCCCCCCAGGCGCGGAGCUUUGGCAUCGCUCUGGGAGCUUGCGGGGCUUGAGGAGGGGGAAGCCCUCCGCCAGCCUUCUAACCAAGUCGGGGGACAGUGGGAGAGGCGCGCUGCACCUCCCCGCUGUCCCCCGAGCUUGUGGGGCUGGCGGUGGGGCUCUCCUGAAGCCCGGAGAGCGAGAGGGGUCGGUGCACACCGACGCCUCUCGCUCUCCAGGCUUCAGCGAAAGCCUGCAUUCGCCCCAUAGGACGCACACACAUUUCCCCUUCAUUUUUGGAGGGGAAAAAGUGCGUCCUAUAGGGCGAAAAAUACGGUAUGUUGGAAGCCACCACGAGUUCUAGUGUUACAUGAGAGAGAGAGAGAGAGAGAGAGAGAGAGAGAACCUCUCUAUCUGCUUUCUCCAUGUGAUGUAUGAUUUUGUAACCCUCUAUCAUGUACCAUCUAAACUCCACCAUCCCUUCAAUCAUUUGGGGUUGUCCUUUCCUGAACCUUUUCCCACGUUGCCAUCUCCUUUUGGAGGCGAGGAGACCAGAACGCUAAACAGCAGCAACACUUUGCAAAGCAGGCACGGGAGAAACAUCUACAGCACCUUGAACUCCUUGGAGGAGAAGGGCAUAUAUAUAUAUAAAAGGAAUAAGUAAUAAUGGUGUUCUUUCAUUCUGAUCCUUCCACCUCUAGUCGUAACUCUGGAAUGAGCUGGUCAUUUCUUGCAAGGCCCCAGUCUCUUCUCCUGAGGCUACUAAUUCCCGGUGUCAUAGAACUAUAGAGUUGUAAGGGUAAGAAUUGAAUCCCCUGCAAUGCAGGAAUCUCAACUCAAGCUAUAAUGCCAUCCAACCUCUGCUUAAAAACCUCCAAGGAAGGGGACUCCACAACCUCCCAAGGGAGUCCUGUUCCACUGUUGAACAGCUCUUGCUGUCAGAAUGUUCUUCCCGGUGUUUAGUUGGAAUCUGCAUUCUUGCAACUUGAAGCCAAUGGUUCGAAUCCUACCCUCCUGAGCAGGAGCAAAACAAGCCGGCUCCAUCACACACUUCUUCCUUCUCUCUCUUCCCUUCCUUGGGAGCCACUGAGUCACCUUGCCUUGCAAUUAGCCUGCCAGUCCCGGGAACAUCUCGGAGGGCGUCAGGACGGGAAAAUAUUGGUGCCAAAGCUUUUGAGCCCCGCAGGGUGUAAUUAGCCACACCACGAACAUUGCGCCGAGGCUGCAAGGAACCUCUUGGCAGGGGAACAAAGCCGCCAUCUCAGGGGAGAGGAGGGCCGUCACAAAAGCAGGACUCGGCAGGUACAAUUGCAGCCUGGCAGAGCGGGUGCGAUGUCUGAUUGGCACACGGGACCCUCCCAGAGCCGCUAAACGCUCACGACUGGGGGAAGGGGUUGGGUAAAGGCGUCCACGGAUGGGUUAAUUGGGUGCCUGUCCAAAGUGAGCACAAGAAGGUAGUACGCUGACUCAGUCCAUUGGUCCAGUGCGUUGACUGAACCAGCUACAUCGCUCGCUCCGGAUAGAGGAAAACACGCAUGGAAGGCAGAAUAUUUUAGAGGACUGUCUUUGCUUCCUCUGUCAUAACUCUAGAACUCGAAGGCAUCCAAUGAGGGUGAGCAUUGGAAAAUUUGGGGCAGAUAAAAAGAAGACCUUCUUCACAGAGCACAGAGCUGAGAUGUGGAACUCCCUGCCACAGGAACCUGCAGAACUGGCAAAAUCAACAACAAAAUUAAGAGAAUCUAAUGAUGAGUGUCAGUCAGUCAGCCAGUCAGUUUUAUUGCACAUAGCCAAAGGCUGCCGCAAUGCACACAGAAUCAUUCAACAAUUAAAAGAAAAUUACUGGAUUGAUACAAAAAACUUAAGACAUUUAUAUUAUCAAGACAUUACCUACUCUAAACAGAGCUAUAAAAGUACCUUAAUAUACAAGUUAAGACAUUAAACAAUAAAAUUUACAAGCUAAAAUUAUCACAUGGCCACUGAUAUAUUAAAAAAUAAUGUUAAUUGAUACAAUGUGCAAUUAUAUUCGGAGUUUGGUGAUAAAGAUAGAAUAUAGCUUGAUGUAGAUAGGGUCAAAUAAAUUCAUCUCUUUUACAGUCGGUGGCUACCUUGGCUAUAUAGUUUGCUCUAAUUUUCCUAGCGGCAGUUGCAAAGAGUGCUACACGCCAGGUCACAUACUUAUCUGUGUCUGCGAGGAGAUAGAAAAUCAUGUCAGAGGGGUUCUGGCCAGGGGACCUUACGAUGAGUGUUUUAUGGAAGAACUGGUGCCUGUUUUUUUGGACUACUUAAAGAAAUUUUGUGGUAUGAUGAACUCGCAAGCAGGAUUUUAGCUACAAGCAGCCGAAGUGAUUAGAGUAUAAUAUUGUGGGUCUGAUGUGAUAGAUAGAAGCAACAGAAGGAGAGAAACGACAACUCUGUGGAAAACAGGAAGGUGACAAAAAUAAGAGAAGAGGCAAAACUGUGUUUUGACUGUCUGUGUUAAAAAUGUUGAAACUUAAUAAAAUGGAAUUGGGGGGAAAGGAAGCAGCGACAGCCGCCGACUUAGAUGGCUUUAAAAGAGGAUAGGGCAAAUACAUGAUGGAGCAAUGGCUAUGGUCUGCAGUCAGGCACCAAUUGCUUGGGGAAAACUCUCCUAUACAGGAGAAACUCGAAAAAUUAGAAUAUCGUGGAAAAGUUCCUUGAUUUCCAUAAUUCGACUUAAAAGGUGAAACUAAUAUAUGAGAUAGACUCGUGACAUGCAAAGCGAGAUAUGUCAAGCCUUGAUCUGUUAUCAUUGCGAUGAUCACGGCGUACAGCUGGUGAAAACCCCAAAUUAACAAUCUCAGAAAAUUAGAACAUUCAAGGAAAUCAGCAAAACAAGGAUUGCAAAUCGAGCAAGACUGGACCUCUGAGAAGUAGAAGCACAUCUUGCUUUGCAUGUCAUGAGUCGAUCUCAUAUAUUAGUUUCACCUUUGAAGUUGAAUUACUGAAAUCAAUGAACUUUCCCACAAUAUUCUAAUUUUUCGAAUUUCACCUGUAUAUGAUCAGGUCUCCAGGUAUCAUAAGGUUAAUAGGAACCAGUAACUGGUUGGAGGCAGAAGAAUGGCGGGGGGAACCAACUGAGGGAACCCCAAGGAAAGAAGGCUCAGAGCCCAGGGAGUGGUGGUGGGACAACAGUGAGUGGCCAGAGGGAGAAGCCUGGGCGGAGGAGGUAUCAGAAGCUGGAGAGGUAACAGGGCUUAGUGAGCAGGGAGAGUCUGUGGCAGAGAGCAGUCCAGAAUCAGAGGCAGAACCUGAAGCAGGAGAGGAGGCAGGCCAAGAGGCAGAGAUGGAUCUGGCUGGGGAAGAGUCAUGGAUUUCUCCUGCUGCAACCAGCUCAUAGCUGUCAACCGUCCCUUAUUUGGCGGGAAAGCCCCUUAUCCCAGCGCUGUGUCCCGCUGCUGUCGCUUAUUGAUGAUGUCCCUUAAAUUUCCCGGGUUUCAAAGGAAGCAGCUCCUCUCCCUCCCUCCCUCCCUGCCGGCCAGGGAGGAGGGAGGCUCCAGCUGUGUUGCUUGGCUGCGUUGCUCACCCAAUAAGGAGUCUAAGAACGACUGGGGGGUGGAGCUUGCAUGCCUUGUGCCGAUCAAAUCAGCCGCGUUGCCUGGGGACUCGCCUUUGCUCAGCACUUCCCAGCGGAGAGGUGACGGUGGUUUCUCUUGCUGCAUCCCCUUUGCUGGGUUGCUGUGCUGUGGGAACCAGCAUGUGAGGCUUCGUUUUGGCUGCUGGCCAGGCUUUCUGCCUUUGGCUUGGAGGGGCUCAGAAGUUGAACAUACCUGUGCUGGGAAAAUCCCUUAUUUUGGCUGCUGAUCCCUUAUUUUUGAGGCUGCUGGUGCCUUAUUUUCAAAUCUGUAAGUUGACAGCUAUGAACCAGUUCCCCUCACCCAUUGUCUCCCAGAACCAGGAGAGGCAUGAAAAGAGCAGAGGAGAGGUUGGUUGGCUGCAUGCAGGCAUAGUCCCGGAUUGCUUGGGGAAAAGCCCUGGAGAAGAGGAGGCUUAGGCAGCUGUGGGGAGACAGGGACCUUCACUCUCAGCAACUGCUUCAUGGAGCUAAGACCUACCAGAGACGGGCUGCUGUGCUCAUUAGGCUUGACAUCCCUGUGCAGAUCAUGUUUUUGCCAGUAAAGAAUUGACUCCAACUUGCACAGUGUGAUUCACUGCUGGCACCUCCUCUCUCCAGGUGAAUGCUGAUUCCCAAAUUCUGAGCCAUGCUGGGUCCAGGAGCACGGUCAGCGAGCCCAGCCCUUUUGCCGAGAUAGCCAUGAACAGCUGCAAAUACAACGGCGGCGUCAUCCGGCCCCUCAGCAGCCUGAGUUCCUCCCGCCACAACCUCCACGACCUAGACGCCGAGACCCAGCCCCUGCAGACCUUCCACGACUCCGGCCUGGAGGUGGUGGUCUCCAAGUCUGAGCGCAGCAAGGGGUCGGACCCCCGCCUGGACGACGACCCCGAGGCUGAGGAGAGGCCACGCAGCCACAAGAAGAACCAGAACAUCGGCUACCGGCUGGGCCACCGGAGGGCGCUGUUCGAGAAGAGGAAGCGGCUGAGCGACUACGCUUUGAUCUUUGGGAUGUUUGGGAUCGUGGUCAUGGUGACGGAGACGGAGCUGUCGUGGGGGGUCUACACCAAGGUAAGGGCCUCCAGAUUCCUAUCAUUAUUAAUUAUUAUUGUUACGGCUUACAGCCUGCCCUUAAUGCUAACGUCCCAGGGCAGGCUGCAACAAUAAAGCAAUUCAAAAUGACUUACAGAAACAAGGUAGAUCCUUUCUUAAAAAAACUUUUUUAAAUUCAAAGUUAAAACAGCACAUAUUAACCAGAAACAUAUCAUCCUUAUUCCGCGCCCCCCCAUUUUUCCUCCCUCCCCCCACCCUCCCACACAAAACCCACCCACCCCCACCCACGGCUUCCCUCAGUUCCAGUCUUUGGUUUCUCUAAGAAUGCUGUUUUCUGCGUGUUACAAAGUUGUAUAGAUCCUCAAACUAUUUAAGUAAUAAUUACCAAUAAAAAGUUUGUGAAUGCUUAUUCAAAACCAGCCAAGGAGUCCAGUUCGCUUUGUUGUGUCUUCAGAUACUCUGUAAAGGGUUCCCAUUUAUCCUUAAAGUCACAGUUAUCCUUGUCCCAUAGCUUAUAUGUCAGUUUUGCCGGUUCUGCAUAGUCCAUCAAUUUUUCUUGCCAUGAUUCUUUAGUUGGGGUUUCUUCAGUCUUCCAUCCUUGUGCUAUUAAAACUCUCACGACCGUUGUUGCAUACAUGAAGAUGUUUUUCAGCUUUUUAGGCAGAUCUUUCCCUACAAUCCCUAACAAAAAUGCUUCAGGUUUUAAAACAAAUGUUAAAUGGAACAUUAUCUUCAAUUCGUUGUAUAUCAUUUCCCAAUUUUUUAAAAUUACAUUACAAUCCCACCACAUAUGAUCCUAAUGAUAUGCAUACCAGUUGUCAAAGGAUAAAGAGACACAUCUUCUGUUCUGGGCACCCCACUUUAAUGUAGAUAUCGACAAGCUGGAAUUUUAGUCCAGGAUAGUCCAACUUUUCAUACUGGGUGGUCUGCAGGUGAACUUCUGACACAGAACCCAUGGUCCAUGCCACUGAAUUAAAAUUUCACAUCGUGAAUUAAAGUGUUUGCAAUAUAUUUAAUAUGAUUUAAUAUACGCAAUUAAAAGAUUUAACUAAAAUUUGAUGAGGGGGGUUGCUCAUCCAAUUUGUAGGCGACACCAAUCCGGGAGAGGGGGGUAGCUAAUGCCGCAGAAGGCAGAAUCAGAAUUCAAAAUGUCUCAUCUGGCCUGGGAGGGAAGCCCCCAAAUUAGCACAACUCUCUUCCCAGCAACUGGUAUUAUUCCAAUGUAGGAGGUGGGACAUAGCAGCUGUUGACAGCCCUCUCCUUUGUAGAUUCCCCCCCGCCACUCCCGAAUCCUCUUCUAAAGCCAUCCAAGUUGGUGUCUAUCCCCACAUCCUGUCUCAGUGAGUUCCUCAGUUUAACAAUGCACCAUGUCUCAUCUCUGUUCGCCCCUCUAGGAGUCUUCAUAUUCAUUCGCCCUCAAAUGCCUCAUCAGCCUGUCCACGAUGAUACUUCUGGGGCUCAUCAUCAUGUACCACGCGAGAGAGAUCCAGGUGAGAAUCUAGGUUUUGUACGAAAGCCGAAAAUAUCUUAUUAUUGUUAACGCUGGCCUGCCCUUGAAGCUGACCCAGAAACUCCAGCAGGUGCAGAAUGUCGCGGCAAGGCUCCUUACGGGGUCCUUGCCGCGGGAUCACAUCCAUCCAGUGCUUUACCAACUGCACUGGCUCCCGGUGGAGUACAGGGUCAGGUUUAAGGUGCUGGUUUUGACCUUUAAAGCCCUAUGCGGCCUAGGACCCAUGUACCCAUGGGACCACAAAUAACAACAUUUUGGAGGUCCCAGGUCACAAAGUGGUUAGAUUGGUCUCAACUAGGGCCAGGGCCUUUUCAGUACUGGCCCCAAUCUGGUGGAAUGCUCUGUCACAAGACACUAGGGCCCUGCGGGACUUGACAUCUUUCCGCAGGGCCUGCAAGACAGAGCCUUUGGUUUGGACUCAGUCUGACCCUUAUGUUUCCCUCCCCUUAUGGUCUUGAUUUAUCAGCCACUUUUAAAAUGAGGCUGCAUUUUAAUUUUCUUUUUCUUUUUCUUUCCCCUAUUAUGCUUUUACUCUGAUUUUAUUGGUGUUAGCCACCUUAAGCCCGGCUCUGGCCGGGGAGGGCAGGGUAUAAAUAAAAUUUAUUAUUAUUAUUAUUAUUAUUAUUAUUAUUAUUAUUAUUAUUACCUGCCCUCCUCCCUGUGGUCCAAGAGCGAUUGAAACACGAUGUUAAAAAUGGUUUGAAAUGACUUGCAAUCCCAGGAACAAGGUGGGUCCUAAAAACAUAGAAUCACAAACUGCAGAGUUGGAAAGGACCACAAGGGGCUUCUAGUGCAACCCCGUGAAAGGCAGGAAUCUUUUGCCCAAAAUGGGACUCGAACCCACAACCCUGAGAUCAGGAGUCCCAUGCUCUGCUGAUUGAGCCUCAAAUGUCAAAAGCCAGGGUUAAAGAGGUGUGUCUUCAGGAUUUGCUGGAAGCUGUGCAAUUUAGAUACCAGACACACCUGGGGGGGGAGAGUCUCAUACCUUAGGGCCACCACAAAGAAGGCCCUCUCCUGGGCUGCCACCCCUCAAGCCUCUGAGGGUGGAGGGAUUUCCAAGAGGGCCCUCUCUGCUGAUCUGUCAGGAAGGGGCCUGAGACAUUUAGGGUUUUGUAUGCAUGCCUCUCUUGGGAAGCGAAACAGGAGUUAGACAUUUCAACGGGUCUACCAUGAGUAGGGUUAGCACUGAAUAUGUAUCACCCAGGGUUCUUAAAUCGCAGAGUUGGAAGGGACCACAGCGGUCAUCUAGUCCAACCCUCUGCAAUGCAGGAAUCUUUCACCCAAGGUCAUGGAGACAGCAACACAGCAAACAUCAGGGCUCCUUGCCAUUGUUAGUCUUCCCCUCUGUGAAUUUGUCUAAUCCUCUUUUAAAACAACCCGGGUUGGCACCCAUCACUGUCUCCUGCAGUUCCACAGUUUAACUACGCCCUGUGUCUGUGUGAAGAAGCAUUUUCUUUUGCCUACCCUGAACUGUCCAGCAUUCAGCUCCUCCUUGGAUAACGCCGUAGAACUCUAGUAACAUGAUGGAGGAAAGCUGUCUGCGACAGUCAUUUGCAGCAGCAACAACAAUCUUCCUUCAUCGCAGCGGGUUGAGCUAGAUGACCCUCUGGGGACCCCUCCAGCUCUAUAGUUCUAUGAAACACUAUACUAAGCAAAAUGGCAACGGGAACCUGCCUGUAUUAGGAGAUAGGUGGCUGUGGUUUUCAAGGAUGCUAAAACAGAGCGAGCAAAACCGUAUACCCUCCCAAAUUUCUCUGAUGAAAAUAGGGACGUCCUAAGGAAAACUAAGGGACGCGGGUGGCGCUGUGGGUUAAACCACAGAUCCUAGGACUUGCCGAUCAGAAGGUCGGCAAUUUGAAUCCCCGCGACGGGGUGAGCUCCCGUUGCUCGGUCCCUGCUCCUGCCAACCUAGCAGUUCGAAAGCACAUCAAAGUGCAAGUAGAUAAAUAGAUACCACUCUGGCGGGAAGGUAAACGACGUUUCCGUGCGCUGCUCUGGUUCGCCAGAAGCAGCUUAGUCAUGCUGGCCACAUGACCCGGAAGCUGUACAACGGGUCCCUCGGCCAAUAAAGCGAGAUGAGUGCCGCAACCCCAGAGUGGGCCACGACUGGACCAAAUGGUCAGGGGUCCCUUUACCUUUAAGGAAAACUGGGACAUUCCAGGAUCAAAUCCGAAACCGGGAUGGCUUCUGAAAAUCUGGGACUGUCCUUGGAAAAUAGGGACGCUGGGAGGGUCUGGAAUGGGAGAAACCGAGAAGGUGUAACUUAGACGGAUUUUCUUGUCCAUAGGUGGGAGCAAUUUGGUAGGGUUUUGCUUUGGGUGCUGUUUCCGCUGAACGAGGAACAGAUGGGGCAGGUCUGACUUUGGGGCUGCUGCAGCCUGGAGCCAUUACUCAGUCGAGCAGCCCCAGCUGGCGCCAGUGCCGUCGCCGAAUGGCGAGGCGCCCGCUUGUGACACCUCACAGGCAUCUAGCACCCGCCACUGAACAGCAGGGAGAAUUUUCCCAUUAAAAUGUUUUUAUGGGCUGCGUCAGAGGGCGGAGGAACUGACCCUCAGCCCUGCAGAGGUGAGGCGGAAGAGGAGGACAUUUUCAAAGGGAAGCAGGUGGGCCCUGGAAUGAACAGAUCCUGGGUCAAGGGCUGAGAGGGUCUUUGACCUUGCUCUGCCCUUCACUGAUAGAUGGAGAGAGCACAACUCUGCACUCGACGAAACUCAACGUUCUGAGGUGCCAGGCAGACCUUGAAAACCACACACACUAAACAACAUUAUUCCAUCUCGGUUUCUGUUUGCGUUCUUAAAAUCCCUUGAGUUUCAUGCUUCUGCGUGUCCAAAAUUUGCACGACCAGACCUGUUAAAGGGUUUUUUUAAGUGAGCUGAUCAUCCAUUCCUUCCCAGUCCCACUCUGAUUUAUGGCUCCAUCCUUUCCACACCUGCUCAGGUGUACAUCCCUCGAAAUUCAAUGGGUUUCACUCCCAGGUGAGUGGAGGAAGGAUUGCGCCCUUAACAAACAAAUCAAUGAGAUUGUGAUGAAUGUGAGCGUCUCAACCGCAUAGAAAGAAGAGCAUGGUGUCUUGCAGUUAUUAAUAUUUGGGAGGGAGUAGCAGGAAAAGUUUGAGGGAUGCCAAUGCCCCUCAAUCCAAAUCACAAAAUUGUAAGUGUCACUCUUGGCGGAGAGGGAUAUCUAUUUAAUAUCUAUCAAUCAUCUGUUGUUGUUGUUGUUGUUGUUGUUGUUGUUGUUGUUGUUGGUCUUGCUCUUCUUCUUCUUCUUCUUCUUCUUCUUCUUCUUCUUCUUCUUCUUCUUGUUAAUUCAGCCUUUAUUGGCAUAAUUUAGACAAUUUAGACGCAGGUGGCGGUGUGGUCUAAACCACUGAGCCUCUUGGACUUGCUGAUCAGAAAGUCAGCAGUUCGAAUCCCUGUGACAGGGUGAGCUCCCGUUGCUCUGUCCCAGCUCCUGCCAACCUAGCAGUUCAAAAGCACGCCAGUGCAAGUAGAUAAAUAGGUACCACUUUGGCGGGAAGGUAAACAGCGUUUCUGUGCACUCUGGUUUCCAUCACGGUGUCCCAUUGCGCCAGAAGCAGUUUAGUCAUGUUGGCUUCAUGACCCGGAAAGCUAUCUGUGGACCAACGCCAGCUCCCUCGUCCUGAAAGCGAGAUGAGCACUGCAACCCCAUAAUCGCCUUUGACUGGACUUAACCAUCCAGGGGUCCUUUACCCUUUUUCUUUGUUAGACAAUAGAAUCGUAAGAGGGGGAAGCAAUCAUCCACACAACGUUGCAAAUCAAUACCUAUUAAACACAUAAAAUGUAUAAAAGACUCAAGAGCCACCAUUAAGUAAGAUCUAGAAUUGGCUUUGUGCCAUGCGCAUUCCUUUGGCUGCGAAGGGCCCUUGCCAAGUAAGUGCCCACCUUCCUUGUUUUGGACCAUGGCGGGUGUGCGGUUUCUGUACCCACAAACCUGGCCUGAACGCCAUCCCUCCCUUUUUGCAGCUGUUCAUGGUGGACAACGGAGCGGACGACUGGCGCAUUGCCAUGACCUACGAGCGCAUCUUCUUCAUCACCUUGGAGCUCCUGGUCUGCGCCAUCCAUCCCAUCCCGGGCCAGUACUUCUUCACGUGGACGACCCGCCUGGCGUUCACGUACGCCACCUCGGAAGCCAACACCGACGUGGACAUCAUCCUCUCCAUCCCUAUGUUCCUCCGGCUCUACCUGAUUGGGCGGGUCAUGCUUCUCCACAGCAAACUCUUCACCGACGCCUCUUCGCGGAGCAUCGGGGCCCUCAACAAGAUCAACUUCAACACCCGCUUCGUCAUGAAGACCCUCAUGACCAUCUGCCCCGGGACGGUCCUUCUGGUCUUCAGCAUCUCCUCCUGGAUUAUCGCCGCCUGGACGGUCCGCGUGUGCGAGAGGUAAGUCCCGGUUCUUCUACUCCCGCCGAGGAGGGCAUAGCAGGGGAAAGGAUGGCACUCACCCAGGGGGUCUUUGGUGCCCCCUUUCACAGCCAAGGGGAAAACCAGGUUCCUGCACCCGUUGAGCUCGUUGGGUUUGCUUGGUGCUGAGUUCGAGUCUCUGCGCUUUCUCCAGGAUGGAGAUAUCCCAUCAUUGCCCCCCCUUCCUUUUGCUUUUUACUGAUUUGUUAACCCAAAAAUCCCAAGUGCAAGCAUAACAAAAAAGAAAAAAGGCCGUGUGAAAUAAAGAAAACUAAAAAAUGCAAACCACAGAGCAUCGCAGUCUGGAAGUACAAAGAUGCAGUGUGGCUGCAAAGGGAUAAUAAGGCAUUAAUUCACUCAAAGAACUACAUUAUCACAAACAAAAUAUAAUAAUAACACCACUAUCUUUAAUAGAAUGAGUAGACGCAGUAUAUAUAAAAUAUUAAAUGUCCACAAAUUUCACAUAAAGUUCCAAUGCAAAUUAAUUUUUCCUUUUGUUUUAUCAACAUUGCAUUCCAUUUUCUGUAGGGGGUUUUCAUUCUAUCUCAUUACUGCAUCUUUUAUAUCCUAACCGUAAUACAAUAAUGUCUAAUUAUUUCUGUUUCUCAUAGUUCAAAUCCUGCUCACGAAUUCAUUGAAUUAUAAUAUUUCUUUGAAUAGCCUGGAAAAUGCGUCUCUAAUUUCAUAAAGCAAUCGUCAUUAAGUUCUCUUAUUUUAGCUGUUGGCUUUUCUGAUUCAACACAGUCCAUCCCUUUUCCUGUCCAUUUUUCUUCGGUGGGAACUCCUUCAUCUUUCCAUUUCUGUGCAUAAAGAAUCCUAGCUGCUGUAGUUACAUACAUAAACAACUCAACCGUCUUUUUGGGGGGGAAAUUCUGUCCCUAUAAUCUCUAGAAAAAAAAGCUUCAGGGUUGUUGUUUUGGUAUAAUCAAACAUUUUUUAUUAUCUCAUCAUUUAUCAAUUUAUUACCACCCUUCUCCCUAAGGUCCCAGGGCAGGUUGUAACAAUUAAUACACAACAGUAAUAUUAAAAUGCAAUAUUAAAAACAGUUUAAAGCAAUACAACUACAGGAAAGGCCCCCCAAACCCCCCACAAAGUUCGUCACAUAGAUUAAAAUUUGUGAUACUGUUCAAAAAUAACAGGCAACGCUGUCGGAUGGAAGCCGAGGUGAAUUUGGCACAUUUCAAUAUAUUCAGCCUAUUAUCUAAUGCAUACAGUAACAGCGGGUCAGAGGAGGAAUUUUGGUGCUGUUAGGCUUUUAAUGCAAGCCUAUAUCUAAUUCAUCCUUUCGGAAACAGUAAUCAAACAUGAGCACAGAACCAUCCUUCAAAAUUUGCACUUAUCGCAGUUUUGCAGUGAAGCUCUCCAGCCUAGUAAUGCAUGCAAAAGGGGGGGGGAGAAAAAGUUAGUGAAAAUAAUAAAUAAGAUUCAUUAAUAUUGCAGGAAAGUCCUCUCAAAAACUUUCGUGGAUCAGGCAAAAAUUGCAUAUAAGAAAAUGUGUAUAAGGAGAAAUUUGCACUAGAGUACUGGCAAAUUCUAGUGCAAAUUUCUCCUUAUACUAGAGUACUGGCAAAUUAGGGAUGCGGGUGGCGCUGUGGGUUAAACCACAGAGCCUAGGACUUGUUGAUCAGAAGGUUGGCGGUUCGAAUCCCCGUGACAGGGUGAGCUCUCGUUGCUCGGUCCCUGCUCCUGCCAACCUAGCAGUUCGAAAGCACAUCAAAGUGCAAGUAGAUAAAUAGGAACCGCUCCGGCGGGAAGGUAAACGGUGUUUCCAUGCACUGCUCUGGUUCGCCAGAAGCGGCUUAGUCAUGCUGGCCACAUGACCCGGAAGCUGUACACCGGCUCCCUUGGCCAAUAAAGCAAGAUGACCGCCCCAACCCCAGAGUCGGUCACGACUGGACCUAAUGGUCAGGGUUCCCUUUACUGGCAAAUUGGUAUGAGGGCAUUAAAAAUAAGGUAAAAACUAAACUAUUAUUACUAGUAGUAUAUUAAUAGUAUUUAUUUAUUUCCUGCCCUUCACCAGCAAGUUCCAGGGCAGGUUCCAGCCAUUUAAAAUUCAGAAAUAUUAUAAUUAUUAUUAUUAUGCCACCCAUCUGACUGGGUUUCUCCAGCCACUCUUGGCAGCUCCAACAAAAUAUUGGAAACACAACAUUAAACUCUUCCCUGUGCAGGGCUGUCUUCAGGUGUCUUCCAAAAGUCAUAUAUUGUUUAUCUGUUUGACAUCUGAUUAAAAACAGCUAAAUCUGAUUAUGGUCACAGGAAUGAGGCCCUGAAAGCACACAUCUCAGGCGUCAAAUGCCUGGAGAACUGAGCUUAAGUCUUGGGAGAAAUCGAGGGAAACAGAAACAAAUUCACCCCUCCCUCUUUGCGCCAGAUCUGGGCUUUCCCCUCGGCUGUGUCGGACCUAGGAGGGUGCCCCACACUUUCCAGCAGCCCCCCCCCACCGUGUUUGUCUCUGUGCCAUUCGUGUGUGUCGUUUGCUUUCUGGACUUUUUGCCCUGUUUUUCCUCCGGCCUGGAAACUGCUCAAUAACGUGCUGUUGUUGUUGUUGUUGUUUUUCCUCCUCUCCAAACCGCUGUGCUUCUCGUAGGGACAAACUGUGAGUUCUGAUUGGCUAGCAGCUGGGUAGACACAACCCUUGCACGGAGACCAAGACUUGCUCAGAAUUUAAGAUUAGCUGCAGCUUGCGGGAUUAGCAGUUUGGGGUGUCGUCUGUGGGGGCGGGGUCUGGGGUAGAGGAAACCCUGGGUGCUGGUGGUGGUUGUGAACUUUGAACAGAAUCCCAAAGCUAAUCUAGCUUUCGGAAGGAAGCUUUGUCCAUCUAUCCAUUCAUCCAUAUGUCCUUCCUUCCUUCCUUCCUUCCUUCCUUCCUUCCUUCCUUCCUUCCUUCCUUCCACUUCACCACCUCAACCUUCCCGUCCAGAGAAUUUACUCCUCCCAAAAGCUUUAUAUCUCCCAAAAUUCUCCCCAUUUAACCCCUCCCAUCUUAAGAUGUUUGCAUUCCUAGCUGAUUGGUCCUUCUUUCUCAAGAGGAAACAACGCAUGCAUGCAAGAUCUUGCCCUUGUCAUCCUUCGCGUCUAAAUUGUGCAUGGCACACACAUGCAAUUUACUUAAAUUGUUUCGUCCCCAUCUUCCUCAUUUGUGAUGUGUGCAAUGGAGGAUCUGUCCCAGACCCUCUCCCUUCAAAACUGCAUCAUGAUGAAACCUUCCAGAACACCAGAUAAUGAUAGAUGUCCAUCAACUUAGGAAACCUUACUGCAAAGGCAGUGAACCUUAGGCCUGGGGAUAAAUGCCUCUCUGUCUGACCCUCAGGACAAUCUCUAGGCCACAUCCUCCUCUCCUCAGACCACUCCAAUCACUCACCACUGCUUUGCUCCCUCCCUUGGGUGUUCUUGCCUGGCUGGCUGUAGGGAUGGGUAUAGAAACUAAAAGAGGAUAUAUUUCUUAGGUAUUAUACAUCUGGAAGAACCAGAUGCACAAAUACAGGAUGGGGGGUUCCUGGUUGUACCUGUGAAAAGGAUCUAGGGUCUCAGCAGGCCACAAGCUGAAUAUGAGUGAACAGUGUGAUACAGCAGCAAAAAAAAGAGGGAAUGCUAUUCUAGGUUGUAUAACGAGAAGUCAAGUGUCCAAAUCAAGGGAAGAAACAGUACUGCUCUAUUCUGCCUUGGUCAGACUACACCUGUGUGGGAAUGUUCAGGGAUGCAGGAGAGGAUAUAUUGUUUGAUUAUAGCCUUUUCAACUUGCGUUAACAAGUUCACAAUUUAGCAGAGUAACAUUCUCCCUUUUUAAACUCGCAGCGGAUGCGUUUGCUCAGGCUCGCUAAAGCCUCUAUAAUAACUGUUCUGGUAUUUCCCCCUUAUUCUCUCAUAAAAGAUAAGACACGGCACAGUCUUCUAUAAAAGUAUAAAAAGACUUUACUCACUCACAUUCUGUUCACAAUCGGAUCCCAGAAGGCAGACUUAGCUUAGAAAGGUAACACACACCUGGAAACUAUCCCAUAAAGAGACAGUCCCUUUGUCCUCUCUUGGCCAAGAGAGCAUCUUUGGCUAAGCCGAUGUUGCUUCUUCGAUGCAUGUAGUCAAAGAGAGAGAGGUGGCUGCCCUGCCCUGGGCUUUUGUCAUUACCUGCACAGGUGAGGCCACGCCCACCUCUAGUCACAUGCAGAGGAAGUCUGUCCCAGCCCAGAAGGAAACAGGAAGUUUACCUGCUGGCUGGACAAACAUUCCUCCCCAUGUGUAAACAUGUUCACUCUAGGAAUGUUGUACUUGACUGCUCUUGUGUUUCACAUCCCACAACCUGGAAUCCUGUGUGCAAUUCUGGGUGCCACAACAUGAGGAGGAUGUUGGCAAACUGGUAGGUGUGCAGAGGAGGGUGGCCAAGAUGAUCAAGGGUCUGGAGACCAAGCCUUAUGAGGAACGGUUGAGGGAAUUAUAUCCAAUGUAUGUAGCCCAAUAAAGGGAAGACUGAGAGGAGAUAUGAUGGCCAUCUUCAAAUAUCUGUAGGGCUGUCACAUGGAAGAGGGAACAAGCUUGUUUUCCCCUGCUCUGGAGUGUAGGACUGAAACAACGGAUUCGUGUUACAAGAAAAGACAUUCCAGCUAAACAUCAGGGAGAUGUUCUGACUGCAAGAGCUGUACAACAGUGGAACGAUUGCCCUUGGGAAGUGGUUGACUUUGAAGGUUUAUGGGGAUGGCCAUCUGUGAUGGAUGCUUUUGCUGAGAUUCCAGCAUCCUUUCCAACUCUAUGAGUGUAUGAAAAGAGGAUUAGAAAAAAAAUCACAGAGCAGGAGAUGGCUAAUGCUGAACCCCUGCCAUGUUGGCAAUGUUCUGUGUCCAGUGUCUGAGCUCCUGAAUAGCAGAUGCUGGAAACUGCAGGAGGGGAAGAGUAGCCACGUCCCUCAAUUUCAAUGGGCCUACUCUGAGCAUGGCAAACAUGGGCUAAAACCCAGUUCCCCCUUCCUGCCCACCUCCUCCAAACCCACCCCACAUCCUUUCGUCCACAAAAGCUGGUGCCCCCAUAAAUCCUCAGCCUUUAAGCUGUCCCGAGGCGGCGGCGUCAUUUCCUGGAAAUUUAUCACGGCUGCCAGGCAGGCAUUCAACCUUGAGAGGGGAGCGAGGAGGGGGGUGGCCCUGUCUCCUGCCCCCUCGUUCUCUUCUUGGCGCAGCAGUGGCUGCUGGUUGAGGAAGAACCCCCUUAGAUGCCAGGAUGGAGAAGCACCCCGGAAGCCCUUUCGUGAACACCAGGAGCUCAGCCAGCGCGCCGUGGAUUUUUUUCAGGGCUGCCUGGUUUUCUCUGUGCGAGGAAGCAGUGAGUCAGGCCACACUCAGCCGUGAAGGGAACCGAGAAGGCUGCGUGAUUCAAGCGCACAUGCACACCCACUGCCAGAGGAGAGCCAGAGGAGACUUUGAUCCCUUCCUGGCCCAGUGAUGCCCGCUUUUCACAGGAUCAUAGAACUGCAGGGACCCUGAGGGUCAUCUAGUCCAACCCCUGCAAUGCAGGAAUCACAGAUUUUUGGGGGGUUGGGGGGGGAGAGACAGAACUGCCAGACAGCUAAAUCUUGCCACCCCUGUUUAUCAUCAUCAUCGAAUCAUAGAAUUGGAAGGGGGACUCCAAAGGUCAUCUAGUCCAACCCCCUGCAAUGCAGGAAUUACAUCAUGCCACCCCUGUUUAUCAUCAUCAUCAUCAUCACCAUCAUCAAAUCAUAGAAUUGGAAGGGGGACCCCAAGGGUCAUCUAGUCCAACCCCCUGCAAUGCAGGAAUCACAAUUAAAGCAUCACCAUCAUUAUUUAUGGCCCAACUUUUCCCCUGGGACCGGGACUCAAAAUUAAAACCAACGCAGAGAAAAUGCAGAAAGCUAAAGAUCUAUCGGAGAUAGCAGUUAGGGGGGAAAAGCAAUUAAACUAUGACAGAACUGAGAACAAUAUAAAACCGCAUCUUUGCAAGCUAGCAAAGCUGAUCUAGCGAAAGCAACAUAGCGCCAUUGAAAGUCCUUUCCUGGGAAGCAGUCAGAUUUUCCACAAUGCGCAUCCUGCAUUGCAGUUGUGGGGUUGGACUAGAUGACUCUGGGGUGGCCCAUGCUUCUGACUCUGCAGAUUCCCCCGCCACCCCUCGCAACCUUUUCCGAUGUUCCGAGCAAAAUGUUCAACGGUUCACAACCGCCGCUACCCUUCCCUGGGCAAGGAGGGCUGGAUACACCUAUGGGGGACGGAGAAGGUCUGGGGGUCCACUAGCUUGAGCUUUGCAGGGUGAAUAGAAAGAAAGAAAGCAGCAAUCCUAAAUUCCUCCUCUUAACAUUGCUUGGCGUAGUCAGGCUUGUCUGGGUCUUUCUGUUCCUUUAGUUUUUUUCCCUCCUGGGGGGCAAAUUUCUGCAUUCCUCUAUCCCAGUCUUACUCCCUGCAUGCCACUCCAAAGCACCCUCUUCUUCGCUAACUUCCAGUGCAUCUUCCGAAAUCCACCACGCUCCAUGCCGGUUCUUUUCCAAGGUCGGGGAGGAGGUUAUUCUCUCUCUUUUCCUUUCCUUCUCCCUUCCUUUUUUGCCUGCAGCGAUUCGCACUGAAGGGUUUUGCUGAAAACCGUGAACUUUCUUUACUCAGGCCACACAGUUCACCUGCGGAACUCAGUGCCACAAGAUGUGGCGGUGGCCACUGUUUUAGUCAGCUAUAGAAGCAGGGCGGGCAGAAGGCAGAUAGGUAUUUGCAGGGGGCGCUGCAAUUCGUGCAUUGAUUACAGACACAAGUGAUCAGAUAAAAUUUUGCCAUGCUGAAUUGAUCUCUUCGGGAAAACCGUACAAUUUAACAAGGCAAAACUCAGAGAGCACAGUUGUGGGUCUUAUUUUAGUGAAAAUUGGUAGACUAUUGAAGAGGAGGAGUCAACUGCUGGUAGCCAUGGUGUCUUAAUAAAACCUCCUUGAUCAGGAACAGUCUAUCUCCAAAUAGUAAUUGCUGGAACAAGCAGGUCUGGCAUGCAAGCCCAGUUUUGUCGUCCCCCCCCCCCCAAGGAUGUCAGAAGUUAUCUAUUGGAUUGCCAGGUGGUUUGAUCCAGCCAGGCUCCCUUAUAUUAAAGACUCGUCACACUCAUUGAACUUAAUGGAACUUUCUAAUUUAGGCCACAUUCGUACAAUCCUUUUAAAGCACCAUUUUAAACAUUCAUGGCUCCCUCCCCCCCCCCCCCAAAAAAAAAUUCAGUGUGUGUACGAGCAGGAAGGUGUGCAGGGGAGAACGACCAAGAUGAUCAGGGGUUCGGAAAUGAAGCCUUAUGAGGAACAGUUGAAGGAGCUGGGGAUGUUUAGCCUGGAAAAGACGAGACUGAGAGCAGCUAGGAUAGCCAUCAAAAAUGGGGGUGGAGACACUCCUUCAGGCAUAUGGGGCCAAGGCAGUUGAAACAUUUAAAACUUCCCAAUAGAGGGCUGCCUUCUGAUGGGAGGGCAUUCCACAGGGAGGGGGCCACCACCAAGAAGGUCCUCUGCCUGGUUCCCUGUAGCUUCACAUCUCACAGUGAGGGAACCGCCAGAAGGCCCUCAGAGCUGGAACUCAGUGUCUGGGCUGGACAAUGGGGGUGGAGACGCUCCUUCAGGUAUACUGGGCCAAGGCUCUUCAGGGCUUUAAAGGUCAGCACCAACACUUUGAAUUGUGCUCAGAAACAUACUGGGAGCCAGUGAAGAUCCUUUAGGACCUGUGUUAUAUGGUCCUGGCGGCCACUCCCAGUCCCCAGUCUAGCUGCUGCAUUGUGGAUUAGUUGUUGUUUCUGGGUCACCUUCAAAGGUAGCCCCAUGUAGAGCGCAUGGCAGUAGUCCAAGAGGGAGAUAACCAGAACCAUAGCUGUCAACCUUCCCUUUUUUGCAGGAAAUUCCCUUAUUCCAGCGCCACUUCCUGCUGCUAUCCCAGAUUGUUAGAUAUCCCGUAGACUGUCCCCGGGACAGGUGAGGCUGCUGAUCCCUUAUUUUUGAGGCUGCUGACCCCUUAUUUUCAAAUCUGAAAGUUGACAGCUAUGACCAGAACAUGGACCACUCUGGGGAGACAGGGAGCAGGCAGCUAGGGUCUCAGAUGGAGCUGGUAAGCAGCUGCCCUGGACACAGAAUGACCUGUGCCUCCAUGGACAGCUUUGAGUCCAAAAUGGCCCCCCGGCUGCGCACCUGCUCCUUCAGGGACACAAUUACCCCACUCAGGAUCAGGGAGGCCCCCAAACCUGCCCGCCCCCUGUCCCCCAAAACAGUCCUUCUGUCUGGUCAGGACAGAUGCACUAUUCCCCAUUUCUUCUGAAUAUACCAACCCUAGUUCUGCAACAUUGCAAGGCCUGCGCACUCCUUGCCCACCCUGGUGAGAGGAGCCCUGGGCUCCUGCCCUGAAGGCGCUGCCACCUUCCAGCGAAUCAAUAGCAAUCCUAAUUAGCACCACGAGCAAUUAAGUCACACUUCCCCCCAUCCCCCCCAUAGCGCUUCUUCAAAACUAAUCUGCGCAGCUUUAAACGCUCCUUCGCUUUCCUCCAGUCUCCGGAGAGGAGUGACGCUCAGCUCAGCAGAAUAAAUCCCUCUGCGGGUAUCACUCCACUCAUCUCACAUUAGCGCUAAUUUGCUGUGUGCGUUGGAGUCGGGCGUUAAAUUGCAAAGCCCUUUUCUUUCUUUCUUUCUUUCUUUUGCAAAGCGUUGUUGACAUUUCCCUGUUCCCCCAGGACCCUACAAAUAUUCACAGGGGGCUUUUCUGGUUUUUUCCUUUCUGGCUUGUAGGUCUGUAUGCUCAGGAUUGGCACUCAACAGCCGCUGGUUGAAACAAAACAAAGCAGCCUUUCUUAACAACCCAGAAGUGUUACAUCACAGAAUCUUAAAAUUGUAAAGCUGGAAGGGAACCCCGAGGGUCAUCCAUUCCAACCCCCUGCAAUGCAGGAAUCUCAGCUUAAUCAUCCCUGACAGAUGGCCUUCCAACUUCUACUUAAAAACCUCCAAGGAAGGAGACCCCAUAAUCUCCCGAGGGAGACCAUUCCACUGUAAAAUGACUCUUAAACUGCCGGAAAGUUCUUCCUGCUGUUUAGUCAGAAUCUUCUUUCUUGUAACCUGAAGCCAUGGGUUCGAGUCCUACCCUCUGGAGCAGGAGAAAACAAGCUUGCUCCAUCAUCCAUGUGACAGCCCUUCAGAUAUUUAAAGAUGGGUAUCCUAUCCCUAGGGACCUGGGUGGCGCUGUGGGUUAAACCACAGAACCUAGGGCUUGCCGAUCAAAAGGUUGGCGGUUCGAAUCCCCACGACGGGGUGAGCUCCCAUUGCUCGGUCCCUGCUCCUGCCCACCUAGCAGUUCGAAAGCAUCUCAAAGUGCAAGUAGAUAAAUAGGUACCGCUCCGGUGGGAAGGUAAACAGCGUUUUCGUGCGCUGCUCUGGUUCGCCAGAAGCGGCUUAGUCAUGCUGGCCACAUGACCCGGAAGCUGUAUGCCGGCUCCCUAAGCCAAUAAAGCGAGAUGAGCGCCGCAACCCCAGAGUCGGUCACAACUGGACCUAAUGGUCAGGGGUCUCUUUACCUUUACCUCCUAUCUCCUCUCAGUCUCCUCUUUUCCAGGCUAAAAUCCCCAGCUCCUUCAACCGUUCCUCAUAAGGUUUGGUUUCCAGACCCAUCAUCUUCUUGUUUGCCCUCCUUUGCACGCCUUCCAGCUUGACCUAAAAGCAUUCUGGAUCUUCCAAAAGAAACACACAGUUUUCAUGUAUUCCUUCCCCCUCUCCCCACGCCCGGUAGCUAAAGCCCAUAUGUUCUUAUAUACCGCACAGCCAAAUGCAGAUUUUUCUAGGUUUUCCAUUCCCAGGCUCCUAAAAUCCUAGCUGCAGCCGUGUCACAACCUCUUCAAAGUGACAAGCAUUCGUGCCAUCCAUCGACAAAGGAUAGCUCAGUUGGUAAAGCAUGAGACUGUUUAUAUCAGGUCAUGAGUUCGAACCCCACACUGGGCAAAAAGAUUCCUGCAUUGCCGGCUGUUGACCCUCGUGGUUCCUUCCAUCGCUCUGAUUCCACUGUUGUGAGUCGAGGACCCACUUGAGGAUAAGAAAGACACCAGGACGCAGUAUAUUAGGUUAAUGGGCUAAAAAAGGCCACAACUUUAUUGGUUACAGCAUGUGAGUGGUAUUGGCUUAGGCAUUGGCUAAAACAACAGAGCGUGACUCUACCCCCUCAGGAAGGGGUGAGUCUAACAAGGGUUAACCACCAGUAGGAGGAGCCUGUUGAUGCAAAUACAACUGUAAGCUCCCCCUGAUGUCACCGGGGGUCGUGCCAUGGCCCUAGCCACCAGCAAGGGCGUCGGACAGGAUCCACGACCGCCGGAUUCCUUUAAUGGAAUACCCAAAAAGUGGAGGGGUAGGCGAUGGCCACACCCUGCCCUCCAAUACACAAACAUAUUCCAAUGCCUAACCGCCAAUACCCGAAAAGUUGCGGCGAUUUGCUACGAGAUAGGUGAAAAACGUGGGUGGCAGGACGCGGGUGGCGCUGUGUGUUAAACCACAGAGCCUAGGACUUGCCGAUAAGAAGGUCAGCGGUUUGAAUCCCACAACGGGGUGAGCUCCCGUUGCUCGGUCCCAGCUCCUGCCAACCUAGCAGUUUGAAAGCACGUCAAAGUGCAAGUAGAUAAAUAGGUACCGCUCCGGCAGGAAGGUAAACGGCAUUUCCGUGCGCUGCUCUGGUUCGCCAGAAGCGGCUUAGUCAUGCUGGCCACAUGACCCGGAAGCUGUACGCCGGCUCCCUCGGCCAGUAAAGCGAGAUGAGCGCCACAACCCCAGAGUCGUCCGCGACUGGAGCUAAUGGUCAGGGGUCUCUUUACCUAGGCGAAAAACCAAGUGGCCACUGUGAAUUUGCCAGCUGGAUAAAAUUCCUACCAGGCUCCUUGGGCCACCAACGCGACCAACCACAGGUCCAUAGCAAGGUCAAAAACAAAACAAUGAACUAAAGGGAGGGUGGGUGGGUGACCCGACGAAACCCAGCAAUGCAAUGAGGGGGAAGCGCUGCCACAGCCACAUUUGAGCAGCUAAACCCCGCCCCCAAGCCUCCGCCCGAUUGGUUGGCUGCCAGGGGGCAUGGCACGGCAGCCAGGACAGCUGAGCAGGGGCCGGAACCCCCCCUGCUAACGCAGGAAAUGGCUCCCGCUCACAGCACCUCCCCUCUGGAAAGAGGAGAGGUUUUCUGUGACCUGUUCAGUCAUUGCAAUUGAGGGAAAGCCUGAGCAGGUGGUCUAAUGACUUUAGAGAUUUCUUGGUAUUUUAAAAAGGUAAAGGGACCCCUGACCAUUAGGUCCAGUCGUGAUCAACUCUGGGGCUGCGGCGCUCAUCUCGCUUUAUUGGCCGAGGGAGCCGGCGUACAGCUUCCGGGUCAUGUGGCCAGCAUGACUAAGCCACUCUUGGUGAACCAGAGCAGCACACGGAAAUGCCGUUUACCUUCCCGCCGGAGUGGUACCUAUUUAUCUCCUUGCACUUUGAUGUGCUUCCAAACUGCUAGGUUGGCAGGAGCAGGGACCGAGCAACGGGAGCUCACCCCGUUGCAGGGAUUCAAACCGCCGACCUUCUGAUCAGCAAGUCCUAGGCUCUAUGGUUUAACCCACAGUGCCACCCGAGUCCCUCUUGGUAUUUUAGGGGACCAGAAUAAUGAGGCCUGAGGGCAUUUCCACUAAAGAUGGGGAGAAUGUUCCUCAGAGCUCACAACCCCACCAGCAAUCCUGACUUCAUUGUGAUGAGAUAUAUGCGAUGACCUCUGUAAAGAUCACUUGACCUUGUGGGGGACGCGACGGAGCUGAAUGUUGGGAUAUCCAGGACAGGAACGAUGGAGAACUUACUCACGCAGUGCAGUUAACCUGUGGAACUCUCUGCCACAGGAGGCAGUGACGGCCAUCAGACUUGGAUGGCUUUAAAAGAGGAUUGGACAGAUUCAUGGAGGGGGGCUGUCGAGGGCUACUAGCCAGGAGCGCUAUGCUCUGCAGGAAGGGAGACAGAUCUGGUGCUAGGAUCCUGCUUGCAGACUUCUCACUGGGCAAUCUGGUUGGCCACUGUGAGAACAGGAUGCUGCUGGGCCACUGGCCUGAUCCAACAGGUAAUAAUAAUAAUAAUAAUAAUAAUAAUAAUAAUAAUAAUAAUUUAUUAAUUAUACCCCGCCCAUCUGGCUGAGUUUCCCCAGCCACUCUGGGCAGCUUCCAAUUGAGUGUUAAAAACAAUACAGAAUUCUUCUUCUUCUUAUUAUUAUUAUUGUUAUUGUUAUUAUUCCUAGCUGAGACCCUUCUUAUGGAAUACAGUGGUACCUCGGGUUACAUACGCUUCAGGUUACAUACGCUUCAGGUUACAGACUCCGCUAACCUAGAGAUAGUACCUUGGGUUAAGAACUUUGCUUCAGGAUGAGAACAGAAAUCAUGUUCCAGCGGCGCAGCGGCAGCAGGAGGCCCCAUUAGCUAAAGUGGUGCUUCAGGUUAAGAACAGUUUCAGGUUAAGAACGGACCUCCAGAGCGAAUUAAGUACUUAACCCGAGGUACCACUGUAUUCCCUUGCGUAUGAUGACACAGAUUGAAAAGGCUUAGGGAAACAGUAUUUGGAGGAGGAAGAGGAGGAACAGUAGGACUUUCUUUCAAGUAAACUUGCAAAGGAUCCAGCUUCAAAGAGAAUGGAAGUAAAAGAAUCAAACAUACUGAUUGGGGGGAAAGCCGUGUUGUACCCAAAGAGGAAUCUUGACUUGUUUUUUUUUAAUGAAACAAACAAAACCCUUCAGUCUUUGAGCUGCAAAAAAAAAAGUUAGCGGGUGUUCAUCCGAUGGAGUUCUCUGCUUGGAAACCCAGAGAGCAAUCUUGCAACCACAGCUUUGAGAAUGCAGGAAUGGACACUUUGAAUGGUGGUGCUAAUGCUCCAAGGCUGCCACAGGGAUAGAAUGAGAAGCCAUAUUUAGAAUCCAUGCAAAAUAUGGGCAGGAAAGGGGUUCCCCGGGUCUGCAAAACUGAAUUUCCAAACCACUGUUGGCUAAGAUCAACGCUGCAUUCACAGUCCUGGAGCAAAUAUGCAUUGUGAAAUAACAGCUGUCCUUCAAACAGGGAGGGCAGGAAUUGCCCUUAUCUGAAUUUUGCAAUGCAGUUGUCCGAGAAAUAUUGUGUGCGAAAAAAAUUAGGACAGUGUGUGCUUUGCGGUGCAUGCACUGGUGAAAACAACCUGACGCCCUAUCAUAUUACAAAAGGUUGCUUUGCAAGAAAAUGCGUCCGUUAGUCAAACCCCAUGCAAACAUUGGUAUAUUGGGAGAAAUUUGCACCAGAAAUGCUGCCCAGCUUUCACGAGGAUAUACAUCUAUCGCUGGGCAGAUGAGGAGAACUGAAUUUAAAACGAGAAACCAAAAUCAACAAAUUCUCAUCCGUUUUGGAUCCACAUUUAAGGCGACAAUUCACAACUGAAAUACACCCAGUCCAGUGCAAAACUCUUCCAUCCUCUGUGGCAGCCUGCAGUGGGCAGAGAUUGGGCACGUGGGGGGGGUGUCCUACUGUAGCCCCACCCUCACCCACUCCGGUUAUGUGUGGGGCAGGCCAAGGGCGGAUGGGAAGAAGCCAAGACGGUUUUGAUGGAGACUUCCCCCCCCUCCUUUUACUCUUUUUCGGCCCAGAUACCAUGACAAGCAAGACGUGACCAGCAAUUUCCUGGGGGCCAUGUGGUUGAUCUCCAUCACCUUCCUCUCCAUCGGCUAUGGGGACAUGGUCCCGCACACUUACUGCGGGAAAGGAGUCUGCCUGCUCACUGGGAUUAUGGUAAGGUUCCAUCUGCCGCCUGUAUCUUUCCUGCUGGUGCACAGAUCACCCUUUGUUUCUUACAUUUCCCUGCUCUUCCUUCCCUGUGCGUUCUGCCUUUCAGCUUGUAUGUCUUCUUUUUCCUCUUCCCUCCCUGUACCUCUUUCCUUUCAUGCCAUGCCUUUCAGAUUGCCUUUCAGAGACUGCCUUGCUUUAAUUUCAGGUGUAGGUCAGCGAUUUUAAAAAAGCAACAUGGUGUCUGUGAAGUUAACUCUUUAUUCAAAACAGCGCAGGCUUGGUGACCCAAGGAACUAUUCCCAGUAGGUCUUGCCCCAAUGAGACAGUUGCAAGUAAUGAAGGUCCCCACCUUCCCACAACCAUCUAAGUCCUCUCCAGGGUUUUUCUCAAGCAGUUGCAAACUGAGGCUGGAUUGACACUGACCUGUCAUUAGAUAUACAGUGGUACCUCGGGUUGCAGAUGUUUCAGGUUACACACUCCGCUAACCCAGAAAUAGUACCUUGGGUUAAGAACCUUGCUUCAGGAUGAGAACAGAAAUUGCGCGGCGGCAGCAGGAGGCCCCAUUAGCUAAAGUGGUACCUCAGGUUAAGAACAGUUUCAGGUUAAGAACGGACCUCCAGAACGAAUUAAGUUCUUAACCCGAGGUACCACUGUACCGUUCUAAAAUAUCACAGGGCAUACAUGUAAAUUGGAUUGUUUUGUUUUUGUUUAUACAAUUUUUAUUAAAUUUUCUCCUUUACAAUUUAGAAUAUUCAUUUAAACAACCUUAAAAUACCAGUGACUUCCCUUCUUCUCUUUCCAUGGUUCAUUUUGCACAGCAUAAAUCCCUGCAUAUUUUAUAUAAACUAAACCAUUCAGUAUUCCAUUAUUACUUCCAUCAAAACUUAUUUACACUGCUGGAUUUCUCUUAAUGCUGCCAAAGUCUCCAAGUGUACACAAUUCCCCCCCCCAUAUAUUCAAUAAAUAUUUUCCAAUCUUCUUUAAAUGAAUGUUCUUCUUGUUCUCUUUUUCUAUAAGUUAGAUCUGCAAGCUGCGCAUAUUCCACCAGUUUAAGUUGCCAUUCUUCUUUGGUUGGGACCUCGCUCGUUUUCCAUUUUUGAGCUAACAAAACACGGGCCGCCGUAGUGGCAUAAAUAUAUAACAUCACAGGGCAUACUUGUAAAUUGGAUUUUUUUUUAAAAAAAACCUUCCUUCCUUCCUUCCUUCCUUCCUUCCUUCCUUCCUUCCUUCCUUCCUGUUCUAGGGGUUGCUCGUGCGUAAGCCGGUGCAAACACCUGGCUGGAUUGCCUGAGUGAACCUUUUCUGUCCGGACAGCCAUUCACCCGUGGCUGUCUCAAUCGCUGGCAGAAUCCGUCAGUGGGCGUUUCUUAAACUUCUUCCAGCAAAGAAGCUCUUUGACGCCUCGUCUCCUCCUACUCUCCCUGCGCGGAAGCCUUCUGCGCAAGGAGGGCGUAGGCAGCGGAGGAGCUCUACUCUCCCCGCUGGUCCCCGGCAAGGAGUCAUGGGACCGCCUCGCCGCUUCCCCCAUCUGCCCCCCUUCUCCACUGGUGCUACGCUGAUUCUCUUCCCCAGAAGAUGGGCUGCCUCUCCCAAUCCCGGGACGCUCUCCGGAAUCCCUCUGGAUUUUGCUCUCUCCCUCCGGCACUGAUGGCAGUCCCCUGACACUUCCUUCCUUUCUUUCUUUCGUCAAAACGCUGUUUCCCAUCUGCGCUCUGCAACACCCUCUAGUGUCACAUUUUAAUAAUGCCCUAUGAAUGUUAAAAGUAGGACGUCAUGUGUCCAUAUAGGUAUCAAAACCAUUCCAUAACGCUUCCUUAACAUUAAAAACCAUGUGUGUAGAUCUGCCCUGAGUCUGUGCAAAACAGAGCUCUAACGUGCUCCGUUCAUUUCACUGAGUGCCCUGGGAGGCCGGGGGGGGGGGGAGGAGAGCUGGUUGCAGCAGGAGGGGGAGCCUCCCUGGAUUCUUCAGCAGCCGAACCCAUUGCUGCCUCUUGGGCCUCCUCUCCUGCCUCUUCUGCUAGAAGCCAGAAUUGUUCCCAGACUAUGAAUCACUGCUUAGAAAUAUACAGUGGUACCUUGGGUUCUAGACGCUUCAGAUUACAGGCUCCGCUAACCCAGAAAUAGUACCUCGGGUUAAGAACUUUGCUUCAAGAUGAGAACAGAAAUUGUUCAGCGGUGGCGGCAGCAGGAGGCCCCAUUAGCUAAAGUGGUGCUUCAGGUUAAGAACAGUUUCAGGUUAAGAACGGACCUCCGGAACGAAUUAAGUACUUAACCCGAGGUACCACUGUACAAGAUUUACAGAAGAUUGGAAGAAACAUACGGAUUAUUUGAAGAGCAACUGUAAUCAACAAAUCACGCUAGCAGGACUGCAAGAAGUUUUGUAAGGAGAAAUGUAUGAAGCAUUGCAAAAUAGAGGAAGAAUAGAGAUAUUAGUUAUGAAUUAAAUGCAAUUGUGGAAGUAAGAAAUGUGUAUUUAGUGAAUAGAUUGGAAAAUUUUCAGAUGUGAUUGAUGGAAGUAAAAAAAAUAUGAUAUAAGAUAUGAAAGUAUGUUUAAUUACUGUUGAAAACGAUAUGUUGAAAAACUAAGAAAAAAAUUAUUAUAUAUAUAUAUAUAUGUCCACCCCUUAGAGAUUUUGGUAAUUGAAUGGCAUGUUACUAACUUAAAUGAAAAUAAGGAGCACACUGCAGUGUCCUUGGAUAAGGCUCACUUCUCCCGCCUCCUUCAGCAGGCAGGCAUCCAACUGGUUUGGCUUUCCCUAUUCUAACCCACCCUCUUCCCUGUCUUGCAGGGUGCAGGCUGUACGGCUCUUGUGGUUGCCGUGGUCGCCCGGAAGCUCGAACUGACCAAAGCAGAAAAGCACGUCCACAACUUCAUGAUGGAUACACAGCUAUCAAAGCGGGUAAGAGGUGCAACACCCUCAGCCCCGAUCCUCAACAUAGACAGAGUGUGGGUGGUAGUCAACCCUUGUCCUGCUCAAGAGUAAACCCAUCGUAGGUCAUGGACAUGAAUAACUUGGGCCAAUCCAUUUUCCAUGGGUCAUCUCCAACGCUGGUCAUAUUCAGAGUAGACCUAUUGAAUUCAAUGGGCAUGAGAACUUGAGGACCAUGAAUUUCAAUGGGUCUCUACACGGAAGAUCUUUACUUUGAGGAUAAUGCAAGGAACAACCUCGUCUACCGCUGUUUUAUAAAAUGCACAGGAUUGCUGUUCCAGAGGUACCGCAUUUUUCGCUCUAUAAGACGCACCAGACCACAAGACACACCUAAUUUUUGGAGGAGGAAAACAAGAAAAAAUAUAUUCUUUUUCAGAAUAUUUUUUUAUGAACCGACCAAUCACAUCAAAUCAAACCAAAUUACAUAAAUUCCAAAUUACACAGCCGAAUUUUAAAUUUUUGUUGGGGGUACCCAUAUUUCAAGUUCCGAAGGAAUCCAAUCAACUUAUUGCUUCUUACUGCUGUUUUAAUGUCCACAAAUCUAACCUUAUGAUGUUCACAGUACUAUCCAGUCCUUUCUUAUUAUUUUUCCACAUCUCUUGUUGUUAUUUUCAUAUAUUUUUCCUUUCUCUUUGUGACCUCUGAUAGUCUCCGUAAGCUGGUUAGAACAGUUUGUAAUCCUGCGUGGAUAUUAUUUUUUUUAUCCAGUAGCCAUAUCCAGACGUUUUCCAUAUAACAUCACUUCCAUACAUCAAAACAGUCUUAGCGUCAUUAAUCUUCACCAAUCUGCCUCCUUUCUCAAAACCUCUGAGGAGAUUCACUAGGAAUGCAGUCUGAAAACAAAUCUGUUCUUCCUCCCAGCUAUAAAUCCUUUGGCAAGAUGGCGACUCCGAAUUAAUUGCUGUGCCAUUCCCAAAAGCUCUUAUUGCUUCUCGGUCUCCAUAAAGCAUACUUUUGGUUAAAGUUUAUCUCCACACAGACCUUAAUCAUCCUGCUUGGGUCAGUUCAACCGACGGUUCUAAUGAGGAGGGGUUCUUGUAAAUCACAUAGAAGGAAAGUAAAAAAGGUUCCCCCCCCCAUUCAGCCCCGUUGUCAACAUACCCCGCCUUUGGUGUAUCUUCAUCGUAAAAUAUUCCUGUUUCUCCAGCCCAUCGUCUUCUUUUGCAGAGAUCACUUAAAUUAGCAGACUUCACUCCCCUUCUUCACUUGAAAUAUGUGCAUUUGCUUCUUUUGUAAUUAAUUAUUCCAAAUUGAUGCAACUAGUGCGUGAUCAGAGACAGCGUCCAGGAGAGCCAAGGUCCACAAGGAGGCAUUCUGCCUAGGGCCCUCACCCCCUUCUUUCGAAUUAGGGGGUGAUUUAUGGGCACAGCAGGCAAGGGCAGUGUUCCCCAUUUCCUUGGGGCAACAAGGGAGGCUGCCUACUCCCAUAACAGCCUCUUAAUUACCCCGUGUGGGUCGGAGAGAUGGUAUUGUCGGCCAUCUUCCAAUGCGCCCCCUAGUGGCGCCCCAGAAAAAAAUAUAUUCUGAAUCUCAGAAGCCAGAACAGCAAGAGGAAUCGCUGCGCAGUGAAAGCACAAUCCCUCUUGCUGUUCUGGCUUCUGGGAUAGCUGCGCAGCCUGCAUUCGCUCCAGAAGAUGCACACACAUUUCCCCUUACUUUUUAGGAGGGAAAAAGUGAGUCUUAUAGAGCAAAAAAUACGGUAAUUCCUUGUAGCGGCCAUUCAGAGAAUCAAGACUUGACUGUGAAAACAGUAAUAUUUAUUUAUUUCAUAAUAUGCAUGCACCCCUUAAUUGUUUUUUUUUUAAAAAAAAAAACCUCAGAGCAGUGUGAGAGGUGUGUGUGUGUAUCACAAUAAAAUGAUCCAAUAAGGAAAAUUAAUAGCAAUGAUUUAAAGUUAAAAAUAAACUAAAAACAGAUUAAAACUCACACCACCUUUCUAAAUAUCUGGAUGGCAAAAAUCUCUUUAGCAGACGCCAAUAAGGGUACAGGGGUAUCAAAAGGCAGGGAGUUCCAAAGUGUAGAUGCUGCCACACUAAAAGACCGAGUUCUUAAUUAACUCUGAAUAGUUAGCUUUCUUAAGACACGGGUGCAACUUAGCAUCUUCACAAACAAUCCUUCACAGAGUCAAACUUGGAUUGGUUGGUGAUAACCGAGAGCUAUCACAAUGGGAGCAAGGUAGGAUUGGUCAGAGACUGUGCCAUCACGAACUCCAGCGAGCCUAUUUUUUUGGAAGAGCGCCGCUCACCUCCUCAGAUUUCUCCUGCCUGUCUGAGGCCCAUCUCCUUUUCUUUCCCCCUUAACCCCUUCCCCUCCCCAACCCCCCAGGUGAAGAAUUCUGCCGCCAACGUACUCAGGGAAACGUGGCUGAUCUACAAGCAUACCAAGCUGGUGAGGAAGAUUGACCAUGCCAAAGUACGGAAACACCAGCGUAAGUUCCUCCAAGCCAUCCAUCAGUAAGUCAAACAUGUUUACCUGCUUCAACCCCCCCCCCCAGUGCCUGCUGCUUCCUGCUCCCACCCACCCACCCUCCAUCCCCCUGUUCUGUUGUCCAGGUCUCUCCCUGACUUGGGGGUCCCUGCCUGAAAGGAGGGGAAUCCGCCCCACUAAAUACGAUGCACCGUUCAAUCGUUGCAAAAAUCUGCUGCUAGCUGGGGGUGGCAUUGGGUUGUUAUACGAAACCUACCCGUAUCGUGUGGGAACGUUCAGGGAUGCAGGAGAGGAUAUAUUGUCUGAUUAUAGCCUUUCCAGCUUGUGUUAACAAGUUCACAAUUUAGCAGAGUAACAUCCCCCUGUUUAAACUCACAGCGGAUGCGUUUGCUCAGGCUCGCUAAAGCCUCUAUAAUAACUGUUCUGGUAUUUCCCCCUUAUUCCCUCAUAAAAGAUAAGACACGACACAGUCUUCUAUAAAAGUAUAAAAAGAGUUUACUCACAUUCUGUUCACAACUGGAUCCCAGAAGGCAGACUUAGCUUAGAAAAGUAACAUACACCUGGAAACUAUCCCAUAAAGAGACAGUCCCUUUGUCCUCUCUUGGCUGGAGGCCAAGAGAGCAUCUUUGGCUAAGCUGAUGUUGCUUCUUUGACGAAAGUAGUCAUAGAGAGAGAGAUGGCUGCCCUGCCCUGUGCUUUUGUUGUUACCUGCACAGGUGAGGCCACGCACACCUCUAGUCACAUGCAGAAGUCCAGCCCAGAAGGAAACAGGAAGUUGACCUGCUGGCUGGACAAACAUUCCUCCCCAUGUGUAAACAUGUUCACUCUAGGAAUGUUGUACUUGACUGCUCUUGUGUUUCACAUCCCACAUAUUGGAGGUCUGUGUGGGAAUGUUGUGGAUAGUAGGAGAGGAUAUAUUGAUUAAAUAUUAUCCUUCCUCACUCACGCUAGUGAGUUCGUAGCAGAGUCCAUUUCCCCCAGCAUACAUCAGGAAGCUAGUUGGUAGAUUCGUUUGGAUCUCUUUACUUAAGCAGUCCAAUCUGGCUUGUCCAGGUUGGGUUUGAUCCUGGUAAAUUCCCCUUUAUUCCCUGUUACAACAAUAAGGACCACAACAGUCUUCUUUUAAAAGUAAUGAUAAGAAGUUUACUUACAUUCAGUUCACUGUAUGAUCCUGAAGGCAGGCUUUAGCUUUUAGCUGCAGAAGAGAGUUUAUCCCAUAUGUGCUGCUGGCUGAGAGCCAGCAGAAAACAAAAAGACAUCAAGAGAACAUCAUCAAGAGAAGCAAGAGAAGGAAGAUGGCUGCGUGACCAGCCCUUUUAUGGGGUCUCCUAGGGCCACGCCCAUCUACCUGGUCACACGCAGGGGGAGGAUGCUCCAGACCAGGUCACAGGAAGUCCUCCUGGCUGGAGCAACAUCCCCCUGUGUGUCCACUCUGGGCAAACAGGAACUGUUGUAUUUGACUGCUUUCUGUGAUGUUACAUCCUACAGUCUGAGCUGCUUUGAUUUGGAGCCACAUACUGGCCUUGUCCACAUCUAGGUAUUGCCAUCGCUCCCUUGGAGAAGACUCAAGAAUCCAUACCUGUCAUGGGAAAGGUUAGGUUCAUUCUGUGGGAAUGUUCAGGGAGGCAGGAGAGGAUAUAUUGUUUAAUUAUUUCCUUCCCAACUUGUGUUAGCAAGUUCUAUAAUUUAGCAGAGUAACAUUCCCCUUCUAAAAUUUGUACAGCAGAUAACGUAUUUGUCAGGCUUGUAUAAGCCUCUAAAAUAAGCUUCCUCGUAAUUCCCCUUUGUUCCUUCGUAAAACAUUAGGCACAACACAGUAUUGUAUAAAAUUAUAAAAGAGUUUACUCACACACAUUCUGUUCACAGAUGGAUCCCAGAAGGCAGACUUAAGUUACAAAAUAUAUACACUUGGGAUCUAUCCCAUAAGGAGAUAGUUCCUUUGUCCUCUCAUGGCUGCAAGCCAAGAUGCCAAGAGAGCAUCUCAGGCUAAGAUGUUGCUUCUUCAAGGAAUGGAGUCAGAGAGAGAGAUGGCUGCCUCCCCUGUGCUGUUUUGUUACCUGCACCGGUGAGGUCACGCCCACCUCUGGUCACAUGCAGAGGAAGACUAUCCCAGCCCAGGAGGAAACAGGAAGUUCCAACUGGCUGGUCCAGACAUCCCCUUUUAUGUUCACUCUAGGAAUGUUGUAUUUGGCUGCUCUGUGUUUCACAUCCCACACAUCCAAAUAUAACAAUGUAGAGCAACGGUUGCCAAACUUUUUUGGGGGGGACCUCACCCACUUGCUUCCACAAAUGCACCCUUAGGGCCUCCUACCUCUACCAUACAAAAGGCAGAACAACGGUUUGCACAAACCACUAAUAGCGGGGUGGGAGAGUUUAAAAAUAAAAUCACAUCUGGUAAGCAAUGUGUCCCUUUGGUUUCAGAUAGUACAUGGGAAGACGAGUCUAAAAAGUCCAGGACACAAAUUUUCACGGCCCUCUAGUGAAUAUGGUGGCUCAUUUACCAGAAGUAAUGCAUUUCACACGCUCCAAUAUUUCUCCCGUGAAAAUAGGGACGUCCUAAGGGACGCGGGUGGCGCUGUGGGUAAAACCUCAGCGCCUAGGACUUGCUGAUCGUAUGGUCGGCGGUUCGAAUCCCUGCGGCGGGGUGAGCUCCCGUCUUUCGGUCCCAGCUCCUGCCCACCUAGCAGUUCGAAAGCACCCCUAAGUGCAAGUAGAUAAAUAGGUACCGCUUAUAGCGGGAAGGUAAACGGCGUUUCCGUGUGCUGCGCUGGUGCUGGCUCGCCAGAGCAGCUUCGUCACGCUGGCCACGUGACCCGGAAGUGUCUCCGGACAGCGCUGGCCCCCGGCCUCUUAAGUGAGAUGUGUGCACAACCCUAGAGUCGGACACGACUGGCCCGUACGGGCAGGGGUACCUUUACCUUUAAGGGAAAGCGGGGCAUUCCGGGAUCAAAUCAGAAACCAGGGCGGCUUCUGUAAAUCUGGGACUGUCCCUGGAAAAUAGGGGGACUUGGAAGGUCUGGUGUUUAGUGUUAACUUUGGAAGUAUCUACUCGAUUCUGACCAAACAUAGCCUCUCAGAGCAAAAUAUACAUAGGAGACUUGGUUUGGGAAAGUAGCUGUAUCUGGGAUAAGGCAAUAUUGCCGCUGGUUGUGUGACAUUAGACAAGGAUAUAGAUACAUGCAAGAAAUUGCAAGCUUCUUCUGCAUCAUGGUCAGCGAGUCUGAUAAAAAAAAACACAUGCCCCAUAUCUAGAUUUCCCAACCCAACCCAAGUCUAGAAGAGCAGCUUCUGUUUACCUUCCAAGAUCCUGGACAGCACCUUUGCCAGAUUUUCGGUCAAGGACAGCUGCCGCCUUCGCCACACAGACUUUCAUGUGUUUCAAACCAUUUGUGUUUUUCAAAUCCCCCUCCCAUAUCCGUGUUACCCAUUUGCUUGUGUGCAUCGAUGCAACAUGGGGAGGAGAGGGAGAUGUGUUGGUGUGGCGGCACGCACAAUUGCACGUCGAGGUUCCCUCGCUUCCCCUUGCGUCGAAGGCGAUCUACGAUGAGAUGGUUUGUCAGCGAACCAGAGUGUGUGAACUUGCAGAGCUGUGUGCCGUCAAAAUAACCUUGAGGCGACAAAAUUGUGGGUCCCUAGCUUUCGUUUACUGUGUUUUACAUGCAGUGUGUUAUCAGUAAUGUUAAGUUGUGGGUGAACAUAUCAGACGACACAGCGAUUCUUCAAACAGCUCUUGUUUAUUCACAGGCCAGGACAGAACUGAACUGAAGGGUUCAGUCAGCCUGCUUAUAUAGAGCUCCAGUACAACGUUACUGUAACAACUUUCUUAUACUAUCCAAUCACUGAACGUCACUUUCGAUCCCUUAUUUGCAUAACUAUCUACAGUAUCCCCCUGCUGGCCCAGGGUGAGAACUUCAGUACAUAACAAGUAAUGUCGGGGCAAGGGUGGGUGGCUGAGGAAGAGAGAGAGAGAGAGGUGUAACCAAACUGACAGAACCGGAAUCAGUGGCGCUCUCAAGAGUCCAAUGCUUUUCCCAGCUCAGCCAACCAGUGCCGGUGAUACUGACCUAGACGGAUUGGUGGUUUAGCUCACUGGAAGGCAACUUCCUUUGUGAACAAAGGACCUGAAUCUUACAUGGUCCCCCAGCUCAGUAGUCUUCCAUACAGUAGGAUGCAAGUUCUAUCGCAUGCCUUCCAACAUUUCCCUGAUGAAAACAGGGACGUCCUAAGGAAAAGCAGGACAUUCCAGGGUCAGAUCAGAAACCGGGACGGCUUCUGUAAACCCAGGACUGUCCCUGGAAAAUAGGGACACUUGGAUGCUUAAAUAUACAUUCCCAAAAAAGGCUGAAGAACUAUUGCUAGGUUUAAUAGGAGAGGAUAUUAAGAAGGUUAAGAAGAUUAUAUAUGUAUGCUACGACAGCUGCCAGAGUUUUGAUAGCCCAAAAAUGGAAAACACAAGAGAUACCAACUGUGAAGGAGUGGCAGACAAAGUUGGUCGAAUACGCAGAAUUAGCAAAACCAACCCAUAGGAUUCGUAGUCAGGAGGAAACAACGUACCAAAAAGAAUGGAGGAAAUUUAUGGUCCAUAUAAGUGAGAACGGUAGAAAUUUGAAGACGUUAGCAGGACUGAAAUAAAUCUUAGGUCAUGGUUUAGUUAUUAUUAAGGGACUGUGGAUUAGUGAUUGGAAUAAGAAAACCUGCGGAAGGGAUGUCAACUGCUCUACGGAGCGUAAAGUAAGGCAGAUGUAAAAAGAUUUGAAAUAUUUGUGUAUUUUGUUGGUGUAUUUGAAAUGAAAACUUAAUAAAAAGCAUUUUUAAAAAAGGAAAAGGAAAUAGGGACACCUGGAGGGUCUGCAUGGCAUCGCCAUGGAAGAGAUGGAAAUCUCUGGCUGCCAGUCAGUGCAGGCAGUAUUGAACUAGAUGGAGUGGGGAAGCGGGUCUGGCUCUGUAUAAGAUGAAUUCCUAUGUUCCUGCGCAUAAGAGGGAGUCGCUGGCAGUGCCCCCCCCCCCGGUUAGUGUGUGCUGGGUUUUCGGCUAUCCUCAUAACUUCGACCCACAAUUUGACCACUCCGGGGUGGGGAUCUAUGGGUUCUGGGGAGCAGAGAAGGCAGUGUCUGGCGGUGUGACCCCCCCCCUUCCUAUCUCUCAUGUUUAUUUAAACCUGUGCUGUUGUUUUGUCUCUGUUCCCUCCCCCCCUCCACCCCACCCCGCCCUUGCAGAGCCCAGAAGUAAGUUACUGUUCCGCCAGAACUUUUGUUUGACUGCAUGGUUUGCCCGUCUUUGUCUCCACCCCUCCGGGAGGCCACAACGCCGACCCCAUUCAGACACACACGCAUGCCCAAGUUACGCACGCAAAGGUGCACAUCCCAACCGCGCUUCACCCCGGCCAGCCCUCGGCUAACCCAAAUUUCUCUCCGUUUCGAAAUGUGGACAGCGAGAGAGAGAGAGAGAGAGAAAAGAGAGAGAGAGAGUGAGAGUCAGAAAUUUGGGGGUUCGUAGCAUGCCAGUCCACUGCCAACUUGCAAAUGCCGUGUUUCUCUUCCCUCCCAUCUCUCAGCACAAGCUGUUUCCAUCUUUUGCCUGUGUCUCGCGACGUUGCUCUGAUUUAGAGGCCAAGCAACGGAAGGGCUUUCUGGACCCAUCCAUAAGUGGGAGCGUCAUUAUGUCUCCAUCUCACAGCACCCACAUGGACCCUCCUGCCUGUAUCGGGAAGUUUUUAAUGUUUGACGUUUUACUAUGUUUCCAUAAGUGCUGUAAGCAGCCCAGAGCGGCUGGGGGAACCCAGCCAGCUUGGCAGGAUAUAAAUAAUAAAAUUAUAUUAUUAUUAUUAUUAUUAAACUGCUCCCUCCAAUGUCAUCAUUGCACUGCCCAUCAGCCUGGCAGAUCCCAUCUGAAUUAUUAUUAUUAUUAUUCUGAAGGUAAACGGCAUUUCCGUGCGCCCUGGCACUUGUCACAGUGUCCUGUUGCGCCAGAAGCGGUUUUAUCCUGCUCACCACAUGACCUGGAAAAGCUGUCUGUGGGCAAACGCCGGUUCCCUCGGCCUGAAAGCGGAGAUGAGCGCCGAACCCCAUAGUCGAAUUCGAUUACCUUUAGCUAUUGCUAUUAGUAUUAUUAUAGCUCUCCCUUCCACAGGCCACAACAUGUAAACUCAACAUUAAAAAAACCACAAUCAAAACCGCAACUGGGGUGUCAGGAUCAGGCAGCACAUUUUCCGCAUGUGACAAAAGCUGCGCAAUGAAGGUGCCUUGUAGAUCUCUGUGGGGAGGGAUAUACGCAAUGCAGGGGCUGCCACAGAGAAGGCAAUCUUUCUCCCCAAACUGCCACCCCCCCAAAAAAAAAGACUUCUGCAGGCAAGAGGGCCACCUCUGCUGUGUUUUCCGCUAGCAACAAUGGCUAUGCGAUGCCUAGACAGCAAUGCCUGUUGCUAGAAACCCACGGGAAGGGUGAGUUGGUUCUGUGUUCGAGUCCUGGUUGAGAGUCUCCCAUAAUGGGCAUCUGGUUGGUCUCUUCUUAUGUUCUUAACACGUGAGAGUCUGCAGUCUCUCAGAUAUUUGGGACCUGAGUCGUUUAAGGGCUGUAAACAUAGUGUGAGCAUCUUCAAAUAACUCAGGGAAUGUGAGAUGAUUCUCUCCCCCACCCCACCCUUACUUUCCCAAUUUCCUGAUAAGCCAGGCUGGGAAAGGUCCAUUGAAUCCAUCCUUCGGACUGUCACAGGAGUAUGCCAGUCAGUAAUCACACAGAUCAAAGGUGGAGUUAACUUGUUAUUAGCAAAAACAUCAUCUCCACAGACUUGGCUGAGUUCCAGGCCUGAUGAGGAGAGCAUCUCAUUUCCGGUGGUCUUCCUCCAUAAAAUUCAGUUGCUGAAACUGAAAGUCCCCACCCCCUCCUCUCCAGGACUUUCCCCCCAAGCAAUCAGAGACUGCUCCUGUCAUCAGCCAACCUCUUCUCCACCCUUUUCAUGCCUCUACUGGUUCUGGGAGACAAGCAGGGAGGAGAUCUGGUUGCAGCACCUUCCCUGCCCUGAUGCCUUCCGGAUGCUUUAGAAGAUACAUCCAUCCAGUUUGCAUUUUCAUGCAAAUAUGACCUGAUCCGUGCCCCAAAACCAAUAUGCGAGCCAAGAAGACAGCUCUCAGGGUGAAUCAGACUAAUAUUUAAAAGCAGACCAUAUCCCUAAAAGUGGUAAGGGGCCUCUAAAUUUUCUAGUGGGGUGAAAACCCAACAGGGUUUCUCAGAAGCUGAGUGGCUGACCUCCGAGGCUCAGCUGAGACAGGAAGGUCUUCUCCAGUCCCCCAAAAACCUAGAGGUGGAGGGUCACUCCAUGCUGAGAGAGGGCUCUUCUCUAAGCUGUCUCCACCCAAGCCAAUGGUCUCGUGCCAUUGGCUCCCUGCAUGCCUGGGUGUGUGUGUGUUUGGAUCCAGCAAGGCGGGAUCUGGAAUUGUGUGCAUGUCUGUCUACGGUGAUGGUGGAAACUCUUUCUCUCAUCUCCUGUCUGUUCCACCUGCAGACCACUGCUUCGUGCAACCCCAACGUCCUGCCCGCCUUCCCUCAUCUUUAAUUCCCGCUAUCGUUUUUGCUUUCCAGGUUGAGGAGCGUGAAAAUGGAACAGAGGAAGCUCAACGACCAGGCAAACACCCUCGUGGAUUUGUCAAAGGUGAGCCACGCCUGGGUGAUGGAAACAUCAAGCAAUGUUUGGGUCUCUGCUUGAAGUAAUCACCUUGGGUUGGGGUAGAGGCUCUAGGCCAGGGGUCAGCAAGGUUUAAUCCACGAUUUCUGUGAUUUCCAGUGUCUGUGUUUGCACAGACACAAUUUUUGGCGUCUGCACAUGUGCAGAUGUGAUUUCCGGCGCUGCCUAAGCGAGUCCCCAUGCCACACUGCGCCGGUUUAGCGCAGUGCGCGGGGACUCACCAAGCGGGCGGCUUGGUUCCUGGAGAGCUGUUACCUGUCAGUGGAAAUAUUAUUGAACUGGAUCAGUGGUUCCCAAAGCGGACAGAGGAAGGAAGGAAGGAAGGGAGGGAGGGAGGGAGGGAGGGAGGGAGGGGACUGGUUGGAUGAGAGACACCAGCUUUAGAACACCCUAGGAAACCUUCAGGGGAAGAAGGCUCAUAACCAGGGGGCAGAAGAGGUAACAGGGCUUAGUGAGCAGGGAGAGUGUGGCAGAGAGGAAGUGCCAAUAGUAAUCUUCCGUCCACCCCUUGGCCCAGGUCGUUUUAUUCACAAAAGAACUUUUUACACAGUGUUCGUAAGAACCAAUCAGAUUUCCUCUGAGCAUUUCAAAACCCCCACGUGGGACAAAGUCAAAUCAGAAGAAAUUAUUUUAACUACAAAGAAACUAUUUCCUACUUGAGCAUGCAUAUGUAGUUCAGAGUAAAUAAAAUAGGACUAAAGGAGGAAUGCAUUCAGCAAACCCCAGAGGUCAUAAACGGCAGUAAACAGGAGAGGAAGGAUGGCAGUAUUUACCAUCUCCUUGUGAACUCUCUUCCUGGCGCUUAAGAUCUUUUUGCUCCCAAAGAUGCGCUAGGUCUUAUUUAAUAAUAAUAAUAAUAAUUUAUUUAUACCCCGCCCAUCUGGCCGGGUUUCCCCAGCCACUCUGGGCGGCUUCCAACAAAACACUAAAAUACAAUAACCUAUUAAACAUUAAAAGCUUCCCUAAACAGGGCUGCCUUCAGAUGUUUUCUAAAAGUUUUGUAGUUAUUUUUCUCUUUGACUUCUGGUGGGAGGGCGUUCCACAGGGCGGGUGCCACCACUGAGAAGGCCCUCUGCCUGGUUCCCUGUAACUUGGCUUCUCGCAGUGAGGGAACCGCCAGAAGGCCCUCAGCACUGGACCUCAGUGUCCGGGGAUGUCUUAUUUUUCCAUGAAGAAGAAUAUGAUACACAUUUAUUGUCUAAUUGUGAGUCAGCCAGACUCUGUCAGGGCAGAGCGAACAGCAGGCAGCAGCUUAUCCUGGCAGUGGCGCGGGCUCUCUGAUUUAAAGAGACCUCGCACUGCCUGAACAGCUCCGGCUGCGCUGCAGCUAAUCAGUGAGCUGCGCGGUGGCGCCCGCUGCUACGGUCCAGAGGAGUCAGAUGCCUUACGGUAGCUUUGGGGGCCUUAUAUUCCGGGGAGGCCUUAUGUUCGGGGGAGGCCUUAUUAUCGGGGAGGUCUUAUUUUCGGGGGAUCUCUUACUUUUGGGGAAACGGUAUUCUCAUAAUUCCUCGUAGCAAUCCCACCUGACCCCCGCAGAGAAGGCCAGAAUCAGAAGCGGAGGCUGUAGAGGAGGGAGGCCAAGAGGCUGAGAUGAUUGAGGUGGAUGAAGAGUCCUAGUGGUCUCCCCCUCCUGCUGUGACGAGCUCCCCUCUCCCCUGGUCCCCCAGAAUGAAAUAAGUGGCUAGUGCAACCCAGUCAGAUGGGCGGGGUAUAAAUAAUAAUAAUAAUAAAUUAUUAUAUUGUAUUACUAUAAAUAAGCGGGGCCGGGGUGGUGGUAAGGAGGAGGUUUGGAGCCACCCUGCUCUCUUCCAGUGCAGCGACCACCAACCCAUUCCCCCUUUCCCCUCCCUUUCUCUCCAGACGCAGAACGUCAUGUAUGACAUGGUGUCAGAGCUGCAGGAGCGCAACGAGGACCUUGAGAAGCGCAUCAGCGCCCUGGAGGGGAAGAUCGACAUGCUGGGCCUAACUCUGCACGCGCUCCCCAGCCUCGUCAGCCAAGCCAUACGCCAGCAGCAGCGGGCCCUGCCCCGCACCUGCGGCACCUCCAACAGCUCCGAACGCUCCUGCUGGACUCCCACCCGCCGGCGGAAGUCUCCCUCCACUGCCCCUCACACAUCCUCGGACAGCGGGUGAUUCAGGGGGGCGGGCUCACGCACCAGGGGCACCCAUGGACUCAUAUAUGGCCAUUGUGUGGCCGAUUCCCCUCUGAGCUUUUUUCUGGAAAGCCCUGUACACAAACCUCCCCAAGUCCGCUGAGAUGGGCCCGUGCCGCGGAAGACUCGUCGGGCACAGAAAACGGAUUCCGAACCCGGUUCCAAUGUAACAUUAUGCAAAGCUGGGGAUGUUUCUUUUGUUUGUUUGUAUGAGGAGAGGGUGAGAGCAGGGCUUUUUUUCCUCAGCCGGAAUUUGCUGGAACUCAGUUCCGGCACCUCUCAGGCGGACGCCAUUGCCAUUCUAAGAGACCAAGGGAGGCGUUCAUGGUGAGUGCUGGCACCUCUUUUUCUUGAAAAAUAGCACUGGGUGGGAGGGGAAUCCCAUGUAGAAAUUGCGCAAAUUCACAACAAUCCCUUUUUUAAAAAAAGAAUCACUUCCCUCCCUUCCAACGCCAGCCAUUUGGUCCUUAGCCAUGCCCUCCACGGGAGCCAUCUUGCACCAUGGUCUCAACAUUCAGCCUGGCAAGGGGUGAGACUAGAUGGGCCUUUGGUUCCCUUCCAACAGUAUGGUUCUAUCGUCCUGUGAUUCCAAAUGGGGACCUUUCAGGCGACAGUCUCCCACUCCACUCGCUCGUUCGCCUUUUCUCUUCCCAAACUGGAGAGAAAUGCUGGCAAAUGCCCAUUUCUCAUAAAACUAUAUAUGGAUUUAACAUGUUAUGGAGCCAUACAUAAGUGCAAGGGGGUCUGAGGCAGCUGGGACCAGUGGCACAUGUGUGCUUUUUUUUUUGCUCUCCUUCCAAAUCCCGUUCUGUCUCCUGGAAGAAAGAAUAAGACCUGUUUUAAAGCAGGAGCAGAGACCUCAUCCCGAGAGCCCCAUUUGCUACUGGGAGGGCUUCUGGGGGCCACAUGCCACUGUUGGGUGAGGCCGGGGGGGGGGAGUGGAUAGAGCAAUUGAUGCAAAGUUUACUUUUAUGCAAUUGGCUGGUUUCUACGCACACUACACCUGUCAUCCAGACAUGCAAGGGGCCUCAUCAGAAUUCAAGGAUGCACCCUAGGCAGACAAAAACACUCAAGCAAGGUGCAGAACGAGGGUCAAUGAGGGGAGAGUUCCAGGGGCCAAAUGGAGAGGCCUGGAGGGCCAUAUCCAUCCCCUGGACCAGAGGUUCUCCACCCCCUGUUAUAAAGAAAUAAAUAUUGUGGGCUGUAUCUAAUGUUAAUCCAGCUCACUGAAAUUAAUGAGCAAGCCCAUUCGCUUCAAGAGGUCUAGAUAGUUGGAGCCAACCCAGGGGUGUAGCGUGGGGGUGCCAGGGGUUCAUUUGCCCCAGGCGCACAAUUUUUGAGGGGGCACGAGCGAGGCACCCCCAUGCAGGCAGUGUGGCCUGGCCCAGCACUCCUCUGUGCCUGACAAGGGUUGCGUCAGCUGGCUGGGCUCCCCGCUGCGUGGUCAGGCAGGUGGCUCAGUGUGACCCCAUUUGCUCAGGUGGGGUUGCAGUUGCGUGAGCCCCAGGCACCGGGCACUGGCAACUGCCACUACAACACUGAGCUGACCCACCAGGCACCUAUUGGCUAGUGCCUGUAACAUCAAUAGUGGCACACAAUUCCUAAUCUGAUCCCCACAACCGCACAAUAGCAGGUUUGUUAACAGCUUUUAAAGGGUUCUUUUAUUAUUACUUUUUCUUUUUUUUAAGUAAGAUGAUAGACACUGAAAAAAGAGGGUGAAAUCUAAUGUCGGAAAGAGACAGAACAUUCCACUUUCCUCCAACAAUAGAGUGAAUGGCUUCUGGGUUUGAAAAACCUGUAAAAUCAAAUAAUAAGGCUACAGGCCUCUCCUUACUCACGACAAGCAAGCUCACUGUCUCUUGUAAGAUCCUAUAAAAUCCGUGGCAGCAACACACCAAAGGGAACUUUUGCUGAUGCAAUUCCAAAUGUAAUAUAAAGGGGGGUGACAGCAGCGCUUUGCACAUGGGCAGUUGAAGCGAUGUUACAUUGGAAAUCAGCCCAUCUGAACUGGGGGAAGUCAUGUCUCCUGUCUCCAAUACAAGGUCAUUGGGCAGAAAGCAGUGGCUGCGAGGCUCUGGUGUCCUUCUGCCUUUGUGACUCAGUGGACGCACAACAUGUUUCUGGGGUCUUCCAAACAUGGGUUCUCCUCCUCUAAAAAAUUAGAUUUUGUAAUCUAACCGCCCUGUUUCCUCUCAUACGCACACAAGCACAUUCCUCCUGCUUUCGUUUCGAAAACUUCCGGUUUGAUCUCUUAAAACACUGUGCAUCUUUCUAGCUCUUGAAUUGAUCGAUCGAUCGUGAGUGUGUGUGUGUGUGUUUUGCGGGGAGGGUGGGGAGAGGCUGAAAUUUGGUGGGGGGGGAGGAUUGCAACCCAACGUAUUUUAUAAGAAUUAGGAAAGCGCGGAGGAUGAUCGAAGUUUUGUUUUGUUUUGUUUUUCUAUUAAAGGUUCUCUUGAUUUCAAAUUGGGAUUGGUUUUUAAGGAUAGCUUUAAGAACAUAGAAUCAUAGGGAAAAUGUAGAGUUGGAAGGGACCACGAGGGUCAUCUAUUCCAACCCCCUGCAACGCAGGAAACUGGCCCAACAUGGGUCUCGAACCCACAACCUUGAGAUUAAAAGUCUGCUGCUGAGCUACCUGGAGAACAUACGACAAGACUUUCUGGUGUGGGGCAAGGCACACCCACAUCAGUCUUCUCAUGUCCCACCAGUGGGAUCUGGGGAGGUUCACAAAGGUGAUAAACCUCCCCUUUUAUCUCAGGGUAGACCCUCUCUGGAUGAAGAGGCUCUACUCAGUUGUCACGGCUGGCAACCAUUGCAAGACUUUUCCUGCUCUGUGAUAUUGCGCACUCCCCUUUUUGGAAAGACGAGUCCUGCAGGAUCAGACCAAAGCACCAUUUGGUCUGGAAUCAUAGAAUCACAGAAUGGUAGAGUUGGAAGGGACCCCAGGGGUCUUCUAGACCAACCCCCUGCAAUGCAGGGAUCUCAGCCAAAGCAUCCAUGACAGAUGGCCAUCCAAUAUCUGAUUAAAAACCUUCAAAUAAGGAGAGUCCACAAGGGAGUCCAGUCCACUGUCAAACAGCUCUGACUGUCAGAAAGUUCUUCCAGAUGUUUAGUCAGAAUCUCUUGAAGCCAUGGGUUCGAGUCCUACCCUCUGGAGCAGGAGAAUCGAGCUUGUUCCUUCUUCCAUGUGACAGCCUUGACGAUAUUUGAAGAUUGCUCUCAUAUCGCCUCUCUUUUCCAGGGUAAACAUACCCAAGCUCCUUCAACCGUUCCUCAUCAGGCUUGGCUUCUAGAAUCCUGUCUUCCAAAGUGGCCUCAGGGCAAAUGCAGGCAGUAGCCCUCCCUUCCUGUUGUCCUCAACUCAUUCCAGCAUCAGUGGUAGACUACUUAUAAACAGGGAGUAGUGGCAGACUUGGGGUCUCAAAUUUCAGUUGUGCCCCUUGUGACACCAAGGUUCAGGGCUCCCAUACACACACCCUCUCGCCUUUUAUUCUAGACAUCAUAGUUGCAGCAGCCCCUGUUAUUCUUUGUCAUGGGCUAACACAGUGACCCACUUGGAAAGGAAGACUGGAGAUUUCCAUGUUUUUAAGUAUCCUUGGAAAGAGCUUUUGCCAACCUAAACCACAUGGACCAUUUUCUGCCUCAGUGCGAGUCCUGGAAAAGAACGAUUCAGCCUUAUAGGCUUCUCCCAUCAGGGAAAGGUUCGUAGCUCAGUGGCAAAUCACCCGUUUGGCAUGGUAGAAGUUUUCAGGCUCAAUACCCGGUGGUAGGAGUGGGAGAGACAAUUCUGAGCUAGAUGGACCUGUGCUCUAACAGCUUCCUGGGUUCAUUUGAAGAGCGGGCAGAGCUCAGCACAUCAUGGCUAGUACCUGUAACAUCACCAACCCACCAUUGAUCUCCAGAGCAAUUUUGCCACUGGUGAAAAGGGGGGCAAAGGUGUGCAAUGAACAACCGUUAAUAUAACCGGUGAUAGUUAUUAUUAUUAUUAUUAUUAUUAUUAUUAUUAUUAAUUAUUAUUAUACCCCGCACAUCUGGCUGGGUUUCCCCAGCCACUUUGGGCAGCUUGCAGCACAAUCUAAAAGCAUCAAGCAUUAGAAACCUCCCGAUACAGGGCUGCCUUCAGACGUCUUCUAAAAGUUGUGUAGUUCUUUUAUCUCCUUGGCAUCUGAAGGGAGGGCGUUCCACAGGGAGGGCGCCACUACCAAGAAGGCCCUGCGCCAGGCUAAUAAUGAAACGAGAGGGAGAACGCGGCAACAAGCAGAUGACGUCCCUUAGGAGCAACUGCCACAGAGGCACAGCAAAGCCCACCUGCUGCCCUCUGUGCAAGGAGCUUGAACGCCACUAGGGCUGAGAGACGCUCUUGUCUGAAACUGUAGCCACACAGACAGUGCAGACCAUGCUUGAGCUGGAUGCAACAAAGGCAUCUCUGAAUAAGCCAGUUUCCGAGGUGCCUAUUGCACAAGAACAUCUUUGAGAACAGAAGCCCUGAAUGAACCACAGCUUUUCGUCAAGGCUGAAGGUGCACAACUUUUAUCCAGAGUAGUGCAGUCCGUAAGAACAUGAGAAGAGCCUUUUGGAUCAGGGCCCAUCUAUUUAAAAAAACACAUUUUUUAAAUUAACUUUUCAAAUUUUACAAAUUCUUUUACACAACCGUCAGAAUACAUAUCUCAUCUCCGUCGACUUCCCACCCAACCAUCAACCAUACGCUUUAACAUAACCGUGAUGUUUUUUCCAAAUAUUCCACAAAACAUUGCCGUUCUUCAAGAAAUGUUUUAUUCGUUCUGUUCUUGAAUUCUCACGGUUCAUCUAACCAUCUCAGCAUAUCCCAUCUUCAUAAGCCAUUCUUUUUUUUUUGACAAUAAUAUUUAUUAAUUUUCAUCAAUAGACAU
Molecule: messenger RNA, 83661 nt
Organism: Podarcis lilfordi (Lilford's wall lizard)
Lineage: Eukaryota; Metazoa; Chordata; Lepidosauria; Squamata; Lacertidae
Source: the annotation of a GenBank genome assembly